Xyrichtys novacula (pearly razorfish) is the source of this 55165-nucleotide messenger RNA. The record is from the annotation of a GenBank genome assembly. Lineage: Eukaryota; Metazoa; Chordata; Actinopteri; Labriformes; Labridae.
GCCCGUACACUCGCCACGAAACCCUCCGUUAGUGGGUGGCACCGGCGCCUCUUUAAUUGCGCACCACGCACUAACGAGCAAACACGCAUCACCGUGUCAUCCCCACCGGUGUCCGCGGAUCUCGCUUUCUUGAGGGGCGGAGGAUUCCCCUUCGUGUCCCGCUAUUUACGGCGUCAAGAGUGAGGGAGGAGGAGAAGGUGGGCGCAGAGUCCCAGAGGUCCGGCGAGGGGUGGCGCCCUAAACGCGUCUCAUCCGGCUCUUGGACACGCUGUGCCGCUCGGCGACACGGUCCGCUCCCGCAGUCCGCUGGCUUGUUCCUGCAGCUCAUGAUUGUGACAUUUCCACGGAGGGGGACUGGAAACAUGUGCGCCCGGAUGGUGUGACACGGCGGCUUUUGGGGUUCGUUUCUCUCGGAUACGCCAAGUACCCGACGUUACGGCGCACCUUCUGUAGUAGGUGAGUACAUCAGUUUAUUCUUCUACUCCAGAUCAGACAGCUCAGCCUCUGCUCUGCACCUGUGGUGGGUUUUAUUGGCUGCUCUUGCAAUAUAUAUUGAUCGUGCGGAGCAUCGGAUGUGCUGAAUCCUGGUUCAACAGCAGACUUCCACACACACACACACAUCACUGCAUCCAAAAACACUGCAACAAAUCCUGACAUACAGUCUGCCCUGGUGUUUUAGUGCAUCAGUUAAUGUAUGGUAAAGUCUGGAGAGGUGUUGAUAUGAACAAAAUGGGAAAAUUCCAUUAUCAGCAGUUGAUGUGGCUGGUCAGAUCUCAUAAAUCUAAUCAACAGAAGAUGAGGAAUGAUGGUGGAUUCAGCUGAUCGUGAUUUGACAGUCCUAAAAGGGAGCAUCAUUAGACUUCAUUGACAAUCAAUCUGUAGAAAGAUAGGAAGGACUCUUUUCGCUUGCUUUGCUUGCUGUGGUUUCUUCCAAGAAAUUGUUCUCCUAGUUUGAGCCCAAAACAAACUUCUAGAAAGAGAAGAACCCAUCAAUCUUACAACUUGAAGAUCUUUGCCCCAAGUGCCCUUCAAGUGGUUUAUUUCAUGGUGGUGACAAAGCAGAUAAUAGGCGCAACUCUCUUAAAAUGUAGGACCACCACCGACACACUGGCAUCACCAAACACUCCACUGGAGCUUUGUGUUGGAGCUCAGUGGGAUGGUAUAGAGCUCGGUUUUAAGUGCGUACUAAUUGAACCUGCCGGCCACUCUCUCCAUUGUGUCAGGAAUGUUUGGUUGCCUGUUCUCCACAGAAACCCCCCAUUCCUUUGUUCUAUGGAGGGGGGGGGCGUCCUUCGAAUCCAUGUGUUUGUGCGCAGUGUUUGGGGGAGGGAGAGAAGGGUCAUUGGGGGUAUUGACAUCUGUAGCUGACAGCUUCCUCAGGGCGAGCUGACAUGCUGUGAUACCGUGAAUGAGUAUUAAGGAACAUAUGAGCGAGGCACUUCAUACUAACGAGGACAUUUAUUCUGUAGGCACGGCGCUCAGGAGCCGGUAACAAGUCUGCUGAGAUAUCCUGCAGACUCGUUUAUUGGUGGAGACGAUAGUUAUGUUUUUGGAUUGCUUUUCAACAAAUCGUUCUGUUUUCAGCAACUUUUCUAAAUCAGUUUGAUGUUGUCUUGCCCCCGUUCAGGCCCAAAUCUAGAGCCGAAAGUAUUUAAAAGUUGAGCCUACAAAUCAUCACCUGAAAAGACCCCAAGUGGAUCCUAAAUUUGCCAGUCAAAGAUCUUUGCUUUAGCCUAUCAGCCGCACCAUUUUACACACAGCAGCACAGGGGCAUCCUGCGGCCCCUCUACAAGCCGAGUCUCCGAAUGACCCUGCUGAGCUCAUCAUUCAUGAGCCAAAUGACUCCCCGAGGCCUUCUCCUCUCCAAAACAAUGGAACAGAGUCAUUUAAGCCAUUUAAACUACUGUUUAAGUCAGUUUCAUAUUAAGAGUCAGUGAUUCGCUUCAAACGCAAGGAGACACGGUCACACAAUGUCAGCGGGGUGGAGGGGGGCUGCUAGCUGAGCUGCCACUAAUUUUUAAGCAAUUAGUGUAGCCGGUGUGUGGUUCUGACUAAUCUCUUUACUGUUAAUCACUAUUUAUUCUCUUAAACGCAUUGUAUAACAGGAGCCAUGUUUAUUUUACUGUCUUAAACAAUGAAAAAAAAUUUAAAAAUAGCUUAACUUGUCCUAACUUGAAGCCAGCUGCUUUUCUGUGAUAGUCAAAUAAUUAAAAAAAAGAAAAGACAGACCGAAAAGUAGAUGAAUUAGUAGUUUAGCCUAUUAAGACAUAUAAAAGUACAGGUACAGUGCUCAGCAUUAAUGAGAACACCCCUUAAGAGUUGUCAGAAAACCAUAAUUUUCUUUUCAAAAUCAACAUUUUCUAUGUCAUACUAUACAACAAAAUACACACCCAAAUGUAGGCCAUUGAUUGCAAACAAGAUUUUGUAAGUUGAAUACAAAAAGUAUUUUUUCCAGUUUAAAAUCAGGAUGCAAAAAAUGAGCACACCCCAAUCAAAGUUCUGGAGCAAAGUUAAAUUUUAGUUACCAUAUCACCCUUUUUUUCAUCUAAUGGUAAAUAAACUGUGACGUUAAACUCAGCUUUGUCAAGAAUUUGGAAGUUGUACUUUUGCUCAUCUGGAUAUUGAGUAAUGCAUUACUUUUAAUAGGAGGUCUACUGACUUAUGCUGGGAACUGUACCUUCACCCUUGCCCGUCAAAACCAAUCAAAAUGUUCGGUUACAGCCUUAAUGCUGAAAUGCUCUACUAUCUAGAUGUAAACAAGCACAGAUGAAUCUUCAUGCCAAAUUUUGAGGCAGUCCUGUCAAACAUAUUUAUCAGGGUUCUUCUUCUGAGGACAAUGAAAAGCUACAAAGUCGCAUGAAACGCUCUCCUGGAUAUUUGGGUUCAGAGAUAAAAUUUCAAAGACCUGAAGGGUUCAGCCCUUAACUUCACAUCUUUGCCGAGCUCAUCAUUUUAGUUUUCUUACUUUUAAGACCAAUUAGUCGACAGAAGGCCUCUGUUUCCAUACUGCCAAGUCUAAACUUAGGCAUCACAGUCUGGAAAGCCCAUGCAGAUCUGUGGGCGUUAAAUCCCCCCAAAGGCAUAAAAGCUCAAAAAGUCAAGAUAAGCUGAAUGACAGAAAAAGAAGUUAUCAUUUCAUUUUGCCAAGAGGAUUUUCCUGAAAGGUUGUCAGGAACAAAUCCCGCCAAUUCUCUCUGCUUUUGUCUGUAUGGCAGAGGCAAAAAUUGUGCGCGUCAGUCAUUUCAACACCUUCCUCCGAGGAUGGAUAUCUACUGUCAACAUUUGGAAGGAUUUUCAGAGUUCAGCCGCUGAACAAUCUCCGCAGCUGCUCUCUUAUCGCCAGUGUCAGGAAAAGUCGACAUUAACACUGAAAAACACCCGGAAAAUAUCAGCUGUCCCAUCCAGGGCAACAGACCCUCUUAAAUAAACGAAUCAGGGGGAGGUUCAGGAAAAGGGAAACUCUGGUUUCUGACUCUUGCAGCAGAAAGUCCGAGUUGAUGGGAAACUUUUUGGGAAUGCAGCCAUGGCAGCAUGAGCAGGUUUCACAGUUGUAAGUAAGCGUCCCUCAUGACUGGUAGUGAGUGGUACACCAUGAGGUGGAAUGCAAGCCCCCACGGGCCCCCUAACGCUACACAGUAUGUGUUCAGGACGGACUUUGCACCUUCCUCCAGCGUGGUAAAAAGAAAAAGCGGCCAAAAACAGGAUUUCACCUCUACAGAGAGAGGAAAAAACAGGCUGUGCUUUGCUUGCACGUUUCUUUUCCUGUGCUUUUUUAAAUACCACGCAGUAUUAACGAAGGCUUUCAGCUGCUUUCGAAACAACUUUCAUUAAAGCGGAGAGAGGGCUCGUAUACAGGAACCACGGGGGGAGGUGACUCAUUGAAAAGCGAGCGAAAACCACUCUAUUCAACCAAGAGGAGAAAAAAAAAAAUUCCCCCUUCUUUAGCCACUUAUGAUCCUAUCACUUAAAGAGCGUUCCCAUAGGACCAGACGGAGCCUGGGUCGACUGUGCAGAACGAAAAAUCCCUCUUUCAUGAUGUUGACAUUUGGACGCUAUUGUAAGGCUUACAGUAGUAUCAGAGCAGGCUGUAUUCACCUAUUGGGGGGUAUCUGAGUGAACAGACCACCAUGUGGGGCCCCAGGUAAACAAAAGCUUUCAACAGAAGCGACCCCACCUGCCGUUCGCACACAGAGGCCACAGGAAAAGCAGAUAGAGGAAGAAGAGGAGGGGGAUGUAAUGAAUAACUUACCGUUAUGAUGAUUAAAGAGGGCGAUUGGCACGGCGAGAUAAGGCUGCGGUGACCGUUCGAGCAUGAGGUGUUUACAAGGGGAAUUCCUCGCAUUCCUCGGCUGCAGCCAUGCCACUCUGAUCUGCACCUCCACCCACUGAUGGUCACCCUCUGUGCCAAGAGAGACCCAAGGGGCAAAAGGGUCCAAUGAGUUCCCCCAACAGGAAGUAGCCCCGUCACUGCGUUAUAGUUUGGAGAUUUUUGGGGGGAGUAUUUGAUGGAGCUAAUUCAGCAGGAACAUGUGCAGUAGAUCUCCAAAAAAGCUUGUUUUUAGCUCGCUGUAGAAAAGCGAGAUUUGAUGUGAAGGAUAGAAUCAAGGUUCACCACACAGUCAAGCAUUUGAGGAAGGCUGGAGCUUUGUUCUUCAUGUAUCAGUAAAACCUUGCAACCUGGCUCCAAAUGAGGACUGUAAGAGUAUAAUUGGUCCACUGAUUUCUUGUAGAUUUGUAAGGAUUUGAAAUGACAUUCGUGGUUCCCUGAGGAUGAGCCCACAUAACCUUAAUGAGCUAUAACUUUGCCUCUAUAGCACUAAAUUGUCAGUGAAACAUCAAUACGUACAUGCGACAAACCGACACAAAUGUAAGUAAAAUAUUCAUGGUACUCAGAGGAUGAACCCUUUCUCAUUUGUUCUCAUUGACUCUCUGCUCCAGUGUCAUCCUCACAUAUCAGACAGUGUUGCCAACCUAGCAACUUUGUCACUAGAUCUAGCGACUUUUCAGACCCCCCUAAAGUGACUUAUUUUCAAAAAAGAGCCUAGCGACAAAUCUAGCGACUUUUUCUGGAGUUUAGAGACUCGAACAUAAACGCAGGAAUCGAUGUUACUCUUCUCAACAGGUUGCCAGUGUGCAUCAAAAAUACAGACACAAACACUCAGACAACCCGUGGAAGACUCCUCCUCCUCCUGCUCCCGGGGAUGGUGGGGUCGGCGGCGACAGUGGGUUUGACUGAGAAAUUGUGCAAAUUAGGCGAUGACGUCAUCUAGCGACUUUUACGACAGCCACUAGCGACACUGAUCUCAGAUUGCUCUUUUAGAAAGUGAACAAUGACCAGCAAAUGAAAAAAUUAAGUCUUGUUACACCCGUCUGACAAACUAGUCUUUAACUAGAUUCUAAAACUGUCUUUACCCCCCAGAGGAUAUACCCUGGUCACAAUGGUCAAAAAGCUGAGAGACUCAACGUGAUAUAACAAGUGUGGCAAAAGUGUCAUUUUUCAUCAUAGUUGAACCCCAUCCCAUCAACUAUUAACUGGAUUCCCAUGAAGCUUUGCUCAGAGGAUGAACCCUUUUGACUUUGUAGAUCCCAAAACUUUCCAUCAAAGUGUUAAAUUAGCUAGAAGUAAGUGAAUCCUGUCAACAUACACAGCAGAAAUAUUCAUGGUACUUGGAGGAUGAAGCCUGUGAAUCUGGUAUUUUACUGUCAUGUCCACUGACACCAUUAUAAAGUUGUGUUUUAAUGGAUUAUUCCACAAUCUACCAAGUAAGUCUUUUCGGAACAUGGCACCCAUCGUCUUUGGGCCUCUUCAGAGACCAGUCUAGAGUCUUAACAUGACCUCACAGAGCCACUGGCAAGUCCAGAGUAUUUGAACCUUUUUUCUGUUUCCCUGUUAGUCUAACAUACAGACUUAUAUAAUAAAUAACAAGACUUAGUUUGAAGAAAACUGUUUGAAUCGCACCAACAAAGGGCUGCUUUGUCGUCAAAUAUUUAACCUGCUUAUGUCAAACUUCAGGAUGAUCCUCGGAGCUCUACCGUAAUACCUGAUGGAUUUCUUGGUGUUUUAAGGGUCAUGUGGGUCACAAGCAAGUCUGGUAGAAAAGCCAAGGGAUAUACUUAGCACACUGCAGUAAUAAUAAUUUAGAAAAAAGAAAUUUGGAAACACUUGAUGUAACUUAAAAGACUGAACUCAAGUCUGCGUAUAUGUUUGCAUUAAGAAGACCUGUAAAUUCUGCAGGUUCCAGUUAAACAACAAAGCCCCUUUAAUCCAGUGGUGUUGGUGUUUAAAAUGACUAAUCACCCCUUCAGUUCUUCAGUUCAGCUCAAAAGUGACACACAAGGUCUUUUUGGGACACCGGGGGUUGGUAUUUUAGGAUCAUUCAUCACAUUUUUAAAUUCAGUGCAGAUGACCGGGCCUAAUAGGAUUAUGAGAGGGCCUGGGGGGGAGAGAAGGAGUCCUGGGGGUUACAUGUCACCCCUUUAAACCCAGCCCCGAGGUCAUGUGGUAGAGGGUGGACAAUGCAAGCAGGUGUCAGCCUGAUGAUUACUGGGUCUGAGGCGAGGCUCACCUAUCAGGAUUACUCAGAGCCUCUAAUGGACCACGAGUUGUGACCCUGACUGGUGAGGAAGUAAAUCGCCUUCCUCUCGCCCAGAAAAGUGCUUUUCUAUCAAGUCAAAAUAAGUGAGAAAGAGCUUCAAGUUUGUGGUUACCUUGGCAACUUCUUCAAUCUAGAUAUUUGUUCUUUCAGCGCAGCAUCAAAAAGCAUAAAUUUCUUUUCAUUUAUAGUUUGUAAGAACUCAUCAGUCUUUUGGAAACAGCAAAUUGUGUUCAUCUUCUAUUUCCUCUGUGUUUUCUGUGUCUCUGUCUGGAAGCUUUUGAGCAAUCAGUUCAGAAUCAAACCAUGUCCAGCAGCCAGACUCAUCUGAUAGAGGCUGCAGAUUAAAGUGGCACCAUAUGCCGGGGACUGAAGGGACCCCUCCCCAUGGCAGAGCUUAUUAUCAGGCUGCUAUGUCACUGUCAACAGCUAAUUGUUGUGGAGGAUUGAGGUGAAGGGGGAACAAGUCUGCUAUCUUGUCUUAAAUGCUUGGUCAUCCCGACUAAAUUAAAGCAUCCUCUCCAAAUAAGCUUAAACCGCGUUUGCAAUCACCUCGCCAAAGCUUGGAUUUAAUUUUGUGACUUACACCAACCUCUGUCGAGCUGUUGAUUCCAAGUCAAGGCGGCGUGAGUACCAGGAAACGAAGCUCUUGAGUUUAUAAAACCAUUGUUUUCUGUCUGUGCCCUGCCUUGUGCCGCAUAUGGCUCAUUUCAUGGCUGCUGGAGAGCCUGAUUGAUGGGCUGAGGAGAAGUGGGGCUGGUGUUCCUCAUGUGCAGCACUUGGCAAGGAGAGAGUGAAGCCCUCAGCAAGGUCGCAUGAGGUAAAAGUGAAUAUAUAGAAGAUAGGGGAAAGGGGGCAGAGUGUACUCCUCAAGCACCAAAGAUUUUCUCAAAGCGACAUUUUAUGCCCUGGGGUUUAUGAUUUUUUUUGUAGGGGGCUGUUUGGAGAACAAAUCAACGGUAGAUGGAAGCCAGAAUAGCCUAUGUCUGAAGGAAGUGGCUUGAGUACUGACACAGAAGCUAAGCUACGUAUCGCUAUGGACAGGAUUGAAGCUAAUCGACUCGAGCCAAUUUGUUGGAUACAUUUCUGAGUAAUAGUAAUGUACUCCUACAUGGGUCGGCAGUCAUCUGUUUUGGUCUGAAAGUUUUGAGUCAAGCUCAAACUUUCGACGAACUUUGCCAUUUUACUUUUUUUGCAUACUGGUAUUUUUGCCAGUUUCGCUCGGUUCCUUUUAACACUAUUGUGUCUGAAGACGUUUGUAUGAAACCCACAAACCCAGCUUUAAAGAUGGGCCUGAAUAAACAUCUGCCUCCCUCUUGAUUGAUGGUUGUCUGCAGGAGUUAUUCCCAAGUGUUUUUAUGGUUUAAAAGAGUGUACUUUUGUCCUCGACUUCUACAGAGUGUGGAUUUCUCUUCAAUGUGUUGUCUCUUCUAGUGAUAUCUGACACAUUGUGCUGCAUGCUUAGGAUAAAGAAUUGUUGUCCACUUAAAAAUAUCGUCUUAUAGGAAGGGCUGAUUGAUAAUACUUGGCUACUUAAAGGGAUAUUCCGGUGUAAAAUUAAUUUAGGAUCAAACACACCUUAACACCGAGUUAGACACCCUGUCGAGAGAUGAAUGUUGCCCACUGCUUGUUUCUCUAGUUAUACCAACUUUAGUAAUGACUGCAGGAUAGCAAAACACAGCGGUCUGAGGAGCUAUAAACAAACGUCAACCAAAACGCCACUCUAUAGCCACAAAUAAUGCUCAGAACAGCACAGAGAGACUCGCAAAGAGACUAAACACAACUCACCUACUCUCUUCCAGCAGCUGCUUGUUUGUAACUCGACCUCGGGCCAGUCCAUUACAGACUACAGCAGGGUGGCGCAGCUCAAGGAAGAACAUUUAUGAUCAUUUUUAAUGGAAAUGCAGUCAGACCAAUAAAUGAUUAAUAUGGUGAUCAUUACUUCAAAGAAAUGAUAAAGAAAUUUUACGCCGGAAUAUCCCUUUAAGUUGGUCUAGCGUGGGGUGCGUUAGCUGCACAAAGUGUCGCUUAUAGGCCGAUGCUCAAAACAGUGUCUCCAAUUUUGAAUGCCAGAGCUGGAGAGGGUAUCGCAUCGUCAUAUAGAAGAGUUUAGAGUGUAUAGAUUAAACUGUGCCUUUCUUAAACCCUCUUUAAAAUAGGUGAACUAUCCCUUUACGAACUGCACAUGACUGCUUGAUUGUAGAGCAGUGAGAUGAUACGGUAUGUUUCUGAUGUCUUCUUUGCUGUGGGUGUCCUGGGAGAUGACAUUUCAUCGCAGUCAUCGUGAUAACCAGCUUGGGGAGGAUUCCUCAAAUAUGAAACUAUCUGUGCCUGUCACCCCCAAUUAGGGAGCAGUUUGUAUGGUUGUGCUCCCAUUCUCCUCCAUCCUCCUCCUCCUCCCAUCUCGCUCUCCAAUCUCAGAGAUUCGUGGCCUCAGGGGGCUGGAAAGCUGUCUAGUAAUCUGAGAAAGAAUUAAUUCUGAAUAAGAUGGAGAGGAGCGUUGGCAAAUUAAUUUACAGACUCAGAGCGGCGUUUAAAAGAAAACUGCUAAACGACGCCGUGGGAUUUCGCCCGGUUUGUUUGCGUGUGCGUGGAUGUGUUUGUGGUGCCGGUAGUGGUGGCAAGAGAUGGUGGUUUCGUGGCAGCUACAUCACCAUGGAGACAGGACAUUGAUGCUGGAAUGAGUACAGUUUUGGCAGCUGAGAUAAACAACAUGGCAACAGAAAAAUAAAACACAGGCAGAGGCCGUUUGAAGAAUGAACGCUCUCCUCCACCUUUCUAACUUCACUGUCCUCACACUUGAACACUGCUCUGCCCCUUAUCCGCUGAACCACAGAAUUCAUGUUCACACCCAGAUUAUCUCAUACGUACUGAGAGAGUGGCACUUUUGUGGCCGGUAGGCAGCACGAGCCAAAUGAAACUGCUGCUGAAGCUGCUGGAACGACUCCUCCCCUUUCCUUCCUCCCUGAAGAGAAGAGUGUCCUUUUAGAGAAGAGAUGACUUGACGUUUUGGGUUUGUCAGAAGCUGCAAAUAAAUUGGACACACUGGUCACUGCGCAGGCUGUUCGUGCCGGACAAACACUGCAGCUCACUGUCGUAGUAUACGACGUGUCAAGUCUGCUGUUGCAACUGCAAUGAUUUUCCUCCCUUUUCUCAACUCACUGAUGGUGUUUCUGCAUUUGGUGCCUUUGGAUUUAUUACAUCUGUCACGUUUGCACACACUGUUGAACACUUAAAGGAUCAAACCAGCGCUUCUGCAAAUUGACCUCCUAUAUGCUGUUAUCUUUGAAAAUGUGGAUCGCCGGUUUAAGACUUUCUUGCCAAGUGUCAGACAAAAAAAAAAAAGCUGCUUACAUGUCUGUCAACUACUGAGUCAGAGCUGAGGGUUAAUAAGUUUAGCAUAGAAACCUGGAAAAGGUGGGAAACAGUUGGCCUGGCUCGGUCCAGUGUCAAAAGAUGAACAUGUUUAUCCACUAUCAAGAGAAACAGUUAAAGCAACAACAUAUGAAAAAUAUUCUGAAAUUAUUUUGAACAUUUACUUGUUGAGGGAUAAAUUACAUAACGUAUUUCUUCUUAUCUAGCUAGGCCCUGGUUGAUUUUGUAGUCCCUUUUACAUCGUCCACUCAAAGUGGGACUUUUUAAGCCUUGUAAACAAUGUGAAACUAAGUGGCAACUUUUAACGUUGAGAAUCAAAGCAAAUACUAAAGUGCAAAACAUUGCAGUUGCUUAAGUGUCCAUUUGAGGCCAACACCAAGAAAGCAAUGUUGACACCCAUGUUGAAAUACUAAUUUACAAUGUGGCGAUGUUACAUUUUCAUUUAGCAGAUGCUUUUGUCCAAGUGAUGUAGAUUUGAGAGUAAUGGUGCGUUCGAGUUACCUCGGAAGUCAGAUGUCGAAGCUGAAAAUAACGUCACACCCAAGUUACCAGCGUUUGAGUUAACAAGUCGGAAAAAAGCAAAAUCGGAGGUGGAAACAAGAUCUAUGAAAGUUAUUAUAGCAAUUGCCUUGUCGUUGCGUAUAUUCAGACAAGGCAAGCGCGAACUUUCGCAGUUGUAGCCAUCUUGUUUCCAACUCCAAUUUUGCUUUUUUCUGACUUGGUAACUGAAACGCUGGUAACUCAGGUGUGACAUCAUUCCCAGUUCCGAUAUUCGACUUCCGAGGUAAUUCGAACGCAGCUUUAGUACAGCACAAGCAAAGAUCUAGUGGUUUUUUUUAUUACUACCACCAUCGCAACUAAAAUGAAUCAAUUCAACAUGAAAUCACACUGACAUUAUCAUCCUCAUCAAUUUCAACAUUGUCGUCACCUUCAGCGCCAAACUACCAAGUUUUGGGUUGUCCACAAAGAGCUUUGCCAACAAGUUUCCCAGAAGUAGAAGGGGACUGUUUCUAUCACAAGUGGUUGUAUGAGCUGGAGUCAAGUGUGCAGGCCUUCCUCAAAGAGCUGGAUCUUUAGCUUUAGGGACUCUGCAGGUCUAGAGUUUGGUAACUCAUUCGACCCGGACUCAGACUCCAGGUAGGCAGUUUUAUAGUAAAGAAGUUGGGUUUAAUAUUUGAUGCAAACUGGAAGCCAGUGUAGAGAAAACAGAAGUUAACAUGCAGAAGUAAAUGUGUUAAAUUAUGGUUCUUUACUUUAUCUGUUCUGGGAAUACUCAUCUCUUUUUGAUUAUAUAGAGAAGUAAUAUAAUAAUUUACUUUAUUCAGUGCUGUGUGCCAGGAGGCCAAACGCUCAUCCCUGUUCAACCUAUUCGCCAAUGUCGAGGUUGACCUGAAGUAAAAAGAAGUCAGUAUUUCCAUAUACGGUAACCGCCAUUGAUGGGCCCUUAAAAGGUCUUUACAGAAAGUAAAGGGUGAUAUCGCUGAGAUUACUUCCAUGUUUUAUACAGUCUACAUGUAAAAGGCAUUAAAGCGUAAUGACAAGGUGAAGUUGUAAGCUGCCAUCAGAUGUAGUAUCAAGUGUAACAGAGCUAUAAAAGUGUCACUGUAAAAAUCAGAGCCCAUGAGAAUGAGCACGAAUGCGUCUGUGUGUUUGGUUUACAUGUGCCUCUUGUGUGUCUACAUAACUGUAACACAAUGAGAAACCCACACAACAUCAACACUAUCAACAUUAAUAGCACGCCGUACUAGAGAUAAUUCAAAAACGACUGAAGUGUGUUGACAGCUGGUGACAGAUGAAGCCUAAAAAUAAACAGAAUUUGAAGAAAAUGAGUCCAAACUUAAUCCGAACAGUAGAUUGAACACGAUUGCAUGAUUUGCAAGCAUUUAAUGUGCGAAACCACAGAAACAGCUCCUCAAAUUGUAAUUCAUGAAGAGUUUUGUCGUCUGCGGUACAAGAGUCAUCUUUUGCAGAAACUGUCACCGCAGCGGCUCUUAAAAUAAUAUCAGUGAGGUUUGGCCGGCUCCCCUGUUUUUCCCCUUGGGCUCUCACUUCAUUCUUCACUUAUCCUCUAAUAACAGAUCCUGCUGCUCAUCCUGCUGUAUUGUCCAAAGUCUUACGUGGCAAAGUGGAGCGAGGCUGCGGAGUGACGAGGAGAAAGACACCUGCACGUUCUCUCCCUCCCAGCCAGUCAUGUCUCCCCGCGGGGGCCGAGCUUUUGACAUUUAACUACGAGAGCUGUAAACAGGCCACUGGAAUGCCAUUGACAUUCAUUUUGUGUGGAGCAGUUUCCUUUCUUCUCGCUGGGUGAAUUUUACGUCCUUGCUGCUCAGUAUGAAGUGAGUAGAGAUUGAAAAUAUGCUCUUCAUUUUCAAGCUAAAUCCAUUGGAAAAAUGUUUUAAUGUGGUGGUAAAAUGUCAGUUUUUGAAGAUUAAUAUUGGGUAACACUUUACAAUAACCAUAACUUAUACAUGGUAAAUAGACCAUUUAUAAAUGGUAAGCAGAUAGUUUAUUCAUGUUUAAACAUCAUUUAUAAAUAGCACAUAGACCGUAAAUAAAUAGUAAAUUUCACUAUUUUAAAAACCUAACCCUAACUUUACAAUAACCAUCUAAGUAAUGUUUAUAUGUGGUUUAUAAACCACUUAUUAAUCAUUUACAAAGUAUUACAAACAUCAGUCGCAACUUUACAAUAACUAUCUGAGUAAUGUUUAUAGAUGGUUUAAAAACCAAAUAUUAACCAUUUACAAAGUGCUACUGACACACAUUUUAAUCUAGAUGUUUUACAACCAAUAUUUAAGCCCUAUAUAAACCUUUAACAAUUAUAUUAAAUAUUAACUUACACAAAUAAACUAUCUAUUUGCCAAUUAUAAGUUAUGGUUAUUGUAAAGUGUUACCAAUACUGUUCAAAGUCAUUUUCAAUAUUCUUAUUGAUAUGCUCUUAUUUUGAAAGUGAGACUUCGAUGCUUUUAUUUUAUGUAUGAUCACAAAAGCAUUUUCAUUUUUUCCUUGUCAUCUGUCACCUAUCAGCUCCAAAUAAAUUCCACAUCUUGGCAAUCGUGCUAUGAUUUUAGAUUAAUAAACAUUCAGGUAUCUAAUAAUCAUGUAUUAUUUUAUUUGUUUUGACUACUUUAUAGGAGCAUUUCCCAAUAUUCUCCAUUUCUGCUAAUUAAGAGUUAGAUUUUUCCACUUGCCUAUCACAACUGCAUGAACAAAUAGUCCACCUUUAGAGAUUUGAGGCCCAAUUAUUUUUAUUUGCUUCAAAAAAGCAUGAUGAUAAGGUUAUAAUUACUAAAGUGCUGAAACUAUUUCACAUAAAAAUAGACCUUCCAGUUAUGUAUAAUCUGAAUCCAAAGGAACACCAUCUGAUAUUUUCUUUCUUCUGCUCUUAAAAAGAUAAUUUUGCAGCUUAUUUUUGUUUGUUUAUAUAUCAAAAUAUGUGAAUUUUUUUGGGCGAAGAUUAAUGAAACCUUUGCACACUGUUCUGACGAGGCACAGUAAUCACCGGCUUCUCGUAGUUCAUUAUUUACCUGAUUAAUGUAAGAACCAAAGGGGGAGUAUCAUCAGUGGUUUAUCACUUAAUCAUUGACUCUAUGAACCUCAACCUCAUCCUCGGCUCUUCUUUCACGCUCAAUCUUCACCUCACCUGACUGUUCAUUCUUUAUCCAUAACAUUAAACACUGCUGAUUCUGUGUGCGUAGGUGUAUUUGUGUGUGUGUAUGUGAGCACGUGUGGCGUCACAGAUCUCGUCCAAACCAUGCUGACUCUGGCUUGUUCCUCUGCUGUUUACCUAUUCAUUAAUUCAGCUAUGACUGAUAGCACGAGCAAACCAAAGACCUCUAUCCCAUGGUAAUUAAACGUCUGUUGGUGAGACAUUUUUCUCCUGGAGAGCAUUUUAAAAACUGACACACACACACUCACACACACACACACAGAGAGUCUUUAUAUAGAUGUGGUGCCAGUGGGUGUCCCGGCUAGCUCUGUUAAUUAGUGUGCCGAGUGGUUGCACUGAUUGCUUCAUUAUUUCUCCAAUAGUCAUCUGUUGGAUACAUUUUUGAUGGAUGUUGCAUAUUUGACAGUAAUCCAUGCAAAAAGCUCCCCAUGCAAACUGUAAAGCUAUCUGACUCUAUAGUAACAACAUUAUUUGCCUAAUGCAGGGUUUGAAAAUUCCUCAGAGGAGCUUACACACUCAUCUGUCCUGAUCCUCUUGCAAUGGACUUGCACAACGGUGCGCUAAAACUCAAUAGCAAUAACCUUAACUGUACAGCCCCUCAAUACUUACACACAAAUCCUCUUUGGAAACAGUUUGCACCUACUCAAGAGUGUUAUGACAGGGAGGUAUUAAGAGUAUUUCAUCAUUAUUUUGUGCUUGAACAUUUUAAGUGUUGCUUGUUAUUUUGAGUCACGAAAAGCGACUGUGUUAGCGAGAACAAGCAUGAUAAUAAGCUAAACCUUAAAGGGUUGUUCUGGUGUAAAAUUAAUUUAGGGUCAAACACACUGUAACACCGAGUUAGACACCCCCUCAAGAGAUGAAUGUCUGCGACUGCUUGCUUCUCUAGUUAUACCAACUUUAGUAACGACCGCACGACAGCAUUACACAGCGGUCUGAGGAGACAUACACAAACCUCAACCAAAAACGCCACUCUGUAGUCACAAAUAAUGCUCAGAACAGCACCUAACUUCAUCAACAGUACAUAUAGGGUCCCAGCCAUAGUACUAGCCACCAAACAUCUUUUUAACUUUGCCUGAUUUCUUUAACAAAGAGACUAAACACGACUCACCUACUCUCUUGCAGCAGCUGCUUGUUUGUAGCGAGACCUUGGGUCAGUCCAUUACAGACUACAGCGGGGUGACGCAGCUCAAGGAACAACAUUUAUGAUCAUUACUUUAUCAUUUCCUUGGACUAGUAAUCACACUGCAAUUUGCACUGCAGACGCGGUAGUUCUUCUGCCUUAGCAUCUCGGUCUGAUUGCACUUCCACGAAGAAAUGGCUACAAACAAGUGGCUGCUGGAAGAGAGUAGGUGAGUUGUGUUUAGUCUCUUUGCUAAAGAAAUUAGGCAAAGUUAAAAAGAUGUUUGGUGGCUAGUACUGUGGCUAGGACCCUGUAUGUACUGUUGAUGAAGUUAGGUGCUGUUCUGAGCAUUAUUUGUGGCUAUAGAGUGGCGUUUUGGUUGAGCGCGUGACUCUCUGUAUUGCUGUCUGCGGUCGUUACCAAAGUUGGUAUAACUAGAGAAGCAAGCGGUCGGCAACAUUCAUCUCUCGAGGGGGUGUCUAACUCGGUGUUGCAGUGUGUUUGACCCUAAAUUAAUUUUACGCCGGAAUAUCCCUUUAAUGUACCUCUGAUCUGAAUAGCUAAAACCACAUUUAGCAACUUGGCUGCAGAGUCUUAUGUUGAUAUAAAUUUCUAAAUAUUGAAAAGAUUAAGCUUCUGAAAUUUAUUAUAGACUGCUUCUUAUUUGUUUUCUGCUACAUUGAAUUUUGCAGACUUUAGAGUGCCGUUUAAGAACAAAAAGGCAUUUAGAAAGACUCAUUUUUUCACUGGUUUCAGAAUAAUUGAGACAGUAAUUAUAAGAAAUCGCUGUAGGAUAUUAAGUUUAUUCACUAAUGAUCAUUUGUUUAGGCAGAAUUGUAAAUCUUUAGAAAGCCGUUGUAAUUAUUUGUUUUCAUUUUGAAGUCUUUGCCCCUUUAGAAACUCUCUCAAUGUUUUAUUUUUAUCCAAAUAUUAUAUAUUAUAUUUAUUCAAGAUAUUCUUAAACCCAGUACAUCCCAUCCAUGAUUCGCUGGAUUUCUGGCAGUACCACAGGGCAAUGUCUGCUUUGUGAUAUUAAUCCUGUUAUUAUGUCACGUCUCUGAGCUUCUGACACCUCUUUCCUAGAACCGGACUCCCACUGGACCGGCCUCAGUCGGAUCUCACUUACAAAUGUCAACCCUGUCAGGCUCCCACGCUUUCAUAUCUUCUGUCACUGCCAGGUAAACACCAAACCCCAGGGCUGCAGAGAGCAAGAGCUCAGGUCACCAUCGCUCCUUUUCCAUCGAGGGUCACGCUUCCAGCUUGUCUUGCUGCGCCUCUUCUCUCCUUCUCGCUCCUGUGGCGGCUGACAAGCAAAGGUCACUCUUGUCCUGGUGGAGGACUUUGAGCUCCAUCGCUCUGAAAAUUAAUCGCAAACUCACAAGAGUUGUUUGUUUUGUGUGUGUACUUCAUCACAUGUAACUCAGCCUCUGUAUAAUUGGCUUAUUAGGCCUUUGGACUGUUUGGCGAAUUGUUCAUUCAAGAGUGAAUUCUUCAGUUUCAGGCCAAUCGUCCUUGUCAUGUUUUCGCGGAGUGCGUUCGCCUUCGUCUGUCAGCGUAACUCGCAUGGAGAAGCCUAAUUGAUGCGUGUGUGUGUGUGUGUUUGUGCAUACAGCGAGCCAGACACACUCUCAGGACUAGCAGCUCUUGGAGUUAAUCCGUCUCACUAAUAGCAAAAGGGGGGAGGUGGGGUAGAGAGGAGGAGGAGGAGGAGGAGAGAGGAGAACAAUACAGAUCUCUGCCUCCGUCUCCAGGCACACGUGGUCAUCGCCCGGCGGGAAAUCUCUGGACCUUGGACGUUCUCUGCGGAUGUGGCUCCUCUCGUUCUCUCGUCCCAGCUGGCUCUCAGCGCUCUCUGCUGCACCGCUCAAGGAAACGAGGUACAAUACACCCCCCUCCCCUCCAGAAAAACAUCCUUCUGCACCGCUUUUCGUUCCUGCCAUUGUCACUGAGACAAGAGGCUACGUCAGGAGGUAAAAUUAGGGACGUGUUUGUGGAGUGAGGAACUUCCUGCACUCUCUAAGGUGUGUGCAUCACUGUUUCAGCUGAAAGUACAUCAGCAGCCCACAACCGAAGACAGGAAGUGUAGAGACAAGGUGGACACGAUAUGUUUUUCCUUUGUCAUAAUGCAAAUCUUUCUCUACUGCUGCUACUUCGUUGACAUUCCUGAGUGCGGCAAAGGCCUUUGUUUCCUGUCCCGCUCCGGACACGGCUCCUGUGUGGCUCGUAGAUACUCUCAGGCAGACUCUCUGAUCGAUUGUUCACAGGAAAGAGGGAAUUCCACUGCUUAUUUGUCACAUUUUUGCGCCAUUACAUCUUGAAAUGCAAACAAGAGGAUUGUUCUGAUACAAAAGAAUAACCGCAGUGAGUUAUUUCCGUUAGCGGUGAUCUCACCUCCUUUAGUUUUUGUAGCUGCGUUUGUCGAAGACUUUCAGAAAAACACAUUUUAUAAUUUUCAGCUGUUCCCCUACAAGGAAAAGCUUAUUUCUCUCACACACGAACUUUUUGUUUAUUUCUUUUUAGAGUUUAACAAAAGAGUGAUUUGCCAUUUUCAUUCUCCUCAUUUUCAAAGGUUUUUAGUUGCCGAAAGAGGAACGUCGCUUUCAUUUUUCAGCACAAAGUUCACUCUCGGCCUUGGGAUCAAUCAGUUUGGGACGAAUAAUAAGAAUUCACAGCCCCUUUUUUUUCUUUUUUGACAUCUCGCUGUGUUUGUUGGCAAUAAAUCUUGCGCCGAUCUCGGGUAAUUUUGUCACAUAUCCAAAAUGAGAUGACUGAUAUUUUUUUUGUCCUUUGUCCUUUCUUGCAAAUCACCUCAUGACCCAUUUUGAUCUGUCUGACAGCUCAACAGGGGGUCCCAAUCCCCCGUUUUGAACCCCCCAUAGCAUUACUGUACCCAUUUAAUUGUGCGGCAUCUUUAGUUUUUAUAAUAACAAUAUAAUCUCCACACUUGCAUGAUUCAAACCGCCCAGAGUUUGUUUUUGCUUCCAACCCACCCGCAUGUUGAAACCAGCUCAUUGUCGCCCUCUCUAACAUCUGCUGUGUUGAUGAGAAGGGAUUAAGCUUGUUUGUGAUAUUAUGCCAUCUAUGUUUGCUGAAAUCCUUAACGUCUUAUUCGGCAUUAGGCAAAACCUUGAAGUGUCCACGUCUGAAGGGUACAACAAUGACUUAGUCAUCUUGCAGCAUUUCACCUUUAAUCUAUUGUAAAGCCAAACAAAGUGCUGCUCGACUCAUGUUCGUGCACGAUACUUUGUUUGCUGAAAUGACUCAUUUUUUUGCAGCAUCUGUAUUGUUAGAGCUUGUCUGCAUUCGAAGGCAUUAAACCUUCACCCAUCUGUGAGACAUCAUUUCUUUCGAGACUACCAGCUCCCUCCAGCUCACGUACUGGUUUCACACAGCAGACCAUAAGGACUGUCUAAUGGUCCUGCUCAGUUUAAUGUCGCAGCAGUCGUGCCGGAGUGCACUGACGAUGCUUCCAGUCUCAAAAGUUGAAACACAAUAAAUCAAAGCCUGUGCCUGUGCAGUAGUUAGGUAGGAAAAAGUGACUGCCUUGGGUUAAUGAAUUACCUGUUCUGUUAGAGGUGCGUUCAGGGAUGCCGUGUGUUAACUGUGCUGCCUGCUGGGUGGAUGGAGAAUGGAUCGCGGCUGACAGCACCCCUGGCAUUGCAGCACUACUGCUGUGUCAUGCUAUUUUGCCAUGCUGUCGGCUUGUCUGUUUGUCUCAAUUUAAAACCCCUGGAGAGGUGUUUGCUUUUAUUGGAUCUGUGGAGCUAAAAAUAGCUUCUGCCUGAGUAAUCAGAGCAGAAAACAGAUUGAACAGUGAGAUGUAAUUCAACAGGGGUCCCGUGGAAGUUGGAAACUGUUAAAUCUAAAUGUUGAUUGAUAUUAAUGACCCAAGCAAAGUUGAAAAAAGCAUGACCACAAGUCAGAUAGAUAAAUAUAUAAUGUUGCAAGUUAAUAAUACUCAUUUUUAGCAGCAUUUGCAAACCUAAUUGUCUUCAACAUUUCCUUAAAUGAUGAUAUCAACAUUUAGAGAUCAGUCUCCAAAAGCAUUGCUUGUUGUCUUUGCAGAAAAAAAUGUUGCAGGAAAUCUGUCAUAACCUCUUAUGUAUUUGCCUCUUUAUUCAGUUUUUAAAAUACAUUAUUCCUUUUGUAAAUAUAAAUAUUUCAGUCGUCUCCCAGUAGAGGAACUCUGUGAAUGUGUCAGUGAAAAAGCCUUGCAUUGUUUAUAUAGCCCACAGCUUCCAUUUCGAACCAGUUCCUGUAGUGACAUAACAACAGGAGUGAUUUGCAUAUGCAUGAAUGUAAAGCCACUCCCACCCCUCAAGCAGUUCUGCUUCCUUCUAUGCUGUUGUGGUUUUGCUUCAGUAUUGCAGAGUCAAGAAAUCAGGUCAGAGUCUGGCACAUCAGCUGCCCCUUAAGAUGUCAGUCAGUACAUGUACAUGCAGAGUUCGUUCUAGCUACAGUCUUGGGUUGAUUCGGCAUAACUAGACUACUGUUUUUGUCUUAGUCUGACAGCACCAGGCAAGAAAUCAACCAAUCCAUCCUUGUCUUUGUCGACAUCCUUUCUUUUUUCAUCAAGGUUUUUUUUACUAGCUGAUUUACUUGCAGCUCAGUUACACAAAUAAACGUAGAUGUCAAACCUUGGCGUGUAAACUCUGGAGCAUACACAAAAAACUAAGGCCAGUUUCAGACUGAUAGAAGAGUAAACGCUGAAGAAAAACUACAACUGGAGUGCUAUUCUGACAAUGAGAAGUUUCAUUUAGUGCAGUUUCAGUUGGAUUUGAGUGUUUACAUGUAUUUAAAAGUCUUGUUUCAGUUUGACUAAUGCUCUAAAUCAGUUUUUUGAACAACGUGUAAUCAUACUGAGUGGCUGUUAUUUAUUAACGACAAUGUACUGGCUGAAGCUAGCGCUAAUUAGUUUGUUUGUUCCACACACUUCACCUUAGACUGACGCAACAAGGGCUGACCUCACAUGACAGGCAAAACAGCAGGAAUAACACUCAAUUUUGAACCCACCACGUAGAGACAUACGAUUGCAACCACAGCUGCAACACUUCAAUGGUUGCCUCUUGUUAGGUAUCCAAUUAUAGAUCGUAUGUGGAACCCUGGCCCUGCUGGUUUUGGGUUUUUUUCUCCUCGGUACUGGUCUGCAAACUCUGCUUUCAGGCAACCAAUUAGCACAGGGCAUAAUUAUCAUAGCAUCCCGCCUACUCAGAUCACUGCAUAAAUAAUGAGGUUAGAAACUGAGAGGCCGCAGAUUAUCCACAUUUGUGACCAUCAUCGCAAAGGUAGUGCACUUCAGAUGAUGCAAAUGUGCAGAUGGAGAUCGUUUUAACAUCUCUUACAGUUCGUAAAUUUGUUUUCAUUCAACAUUCAAUGUAAUGUUCCACUCAGAUUUUCCAAUAUUCAACCAAUUAGUCAUUCAAUCUACAAAAUACAGAGAUGUAUCUUGACUCAUGAUGAGCAUAUUAAAGAGCACAGCCUAUUCUGCUGAGUCACUCUUGUUUCUGACGCUGGCCGCUCUUAAACCAAACCACGUAAUUGAAAGUUUGUCCAGCAGCAGUUCAGCCUUGAUUGGCAGAGGGUGAAGUGUGGCAGGUGUUCGACCUGCUGCACACAGGCUGUUAGAUGGAGGACACCCACGUCACCAGCUUACAGGAAAUCUGAUGUCGUGCUUACCUUCAACACUGCUGCACACCAUCAGAAAUUUCUGCCGAUUAAAAGUCUUGUACAUCGUGUUUCAUUAUAUACAUCAGCAUAUUAAAAGUCAUACCUCCAGAUUAGACCAAGGGUGGGUAAUUAAUUUUUACAUGGGGCCACAUGAGAAAACUGAAACCGUGACUCACGAGUUUUACAAGUGACUUCUGAUAGAAACAAGCCUAAAGUCGUUUAUAAUAAGCAGACUGAGCAACUCUAUGUAUAUUUUGCCGAUGUUUAAACUUGUCUCUGUUCACAAAUGCAGAUCUAGGAUGUACGCAAGUGCGUCCAAACAGAAAUAAAACAACGGCCAGGUUUUCACAAUAAAAACAACACACUUGUAUAGCAUAUUGAUGAUUUGAUUGACAGACGUCACAAAGGGCCGGGCAGGGACAUCCAUAAAAUGCCCAGGUCUGAAUAAGACAAUAAGACAGAAUAUUUAUGUCUGAAUUAAAAACAAAAACAUUUAUCCAGUCCUGGAUCUUGCCCAAUAAUCAAAAGGUUUAAAACUUGUGUGCUAAUGAUAAUAUUUACUGUAUGCAGUUGUCAUUUUCUGUAUAAAAAUCAGUCUGAUUGUCAAAUCCAUAAAAUAUGUGUCUUUAUCUUGAUAUAAUCCAAAUGGAUAAGUUGUAGAAACAGCCCUCACUAAGCUGUAUGGAUAAGGAAAGAAGUUGUUACAUUUAUUUCAGCUGUAAAAAAAUAAAAAUGAAAAAAUAAAUCAUAUUUAAUAUGAAGCCUAAUAGAGUUUCCUUGAGUUUUGGAGCCAGCCUCUAGUGGACACUUGAGGAACUGCAGUUUUUUUUAUUGGAGGUUGCCAGAGUGAAAUUAACUGUUCAGUGCACAUUUACAGCAAGAAAGAUGCACACAGCUGCAAUUAUUUUUUGUUCUAUACUUGUUUUUUGGAAGUCUGUAUCUGAUUCGUCUUCAGAAAAAAAAAAUUUGCAAAUGCCAGAGUCUUGACUGCCAUCUUUAAAACGCCUUCAAUGGUUCAAGGGACUGGUGAAGCAUGAAGCCUGAGCCUUAAGUAAAGAUGAGAGAAAAGGGAAAAGCAAGAUACUUACUCGGAUGAAAGCAUGACAUGACAUUAAAGGCACACAGAGCAAAGAGAGGAGAGGGGAGAUGAGGGAGCAAAAGACCCCGCAGCUUAGAGCUUUCCUGCAAACAUCAAGCCUCGUGUUAGAGCUGCUGUUGGAGAUCACUUCACUGAGCGCUAACAGCCUCUUCUUCUGACGAAUCCCGGCUUCAGGGAGUCAGAAAAACCGUGAGUUUAUGCAAAGUUAGUCUAUCAUCCAAGAAUCCGUGCCUGGAGUACACACUGCCACGAAAGAUAUCAACGAAUAGACACUCGAUAAAAAGUCGUCUCAGCCUCUGGAAAGCUAAAUCAAGAGCUCUUGUCAAAACUGAAUUUGUUGAGCUUUAAUCAACUCAGAGAAGUGGAAAAAAAGGCUUUCAGAGUCAGGUGAAGACAGAGCAUCAUGAAAAUCUUUUGAUUGAUGGGGUCAGAUACUCCUUCGACGGUUUCUCAGACGGUUUUCCUGCUGUAAAUUCAGCUCGUUGACAGCUAUUACGUGGAGGAUUAUGUGCUUGUUAUCUGUUAGUGUGGCCUCAUUGAGCGGCGGCGCUGGUCCAAUAAUCAAUGUGGCCAAGCUUGAGAAGCAGACUUUACAUAUCAAUCUGUCUGUCGGUCUGACAGCUUGGAGCCGCACCACGAGAUGUAACAGUCUGAAGAUCUGGCUUUGAGAUGGAAACCAAAGACGAGGCUUUGAUCAGGUGUUUUUCCUCGGGCGAUUCGGAUCUAAGAGACAAAAAGGGCAAAGAAAGGGUCGCUUUAAUUUUAGCACAGAGAUUUUUUAAAGUGAGGUUUGACACCUUACCUCCGUGUGUAGUUUGACUACUCUCUUAUUCUAAAGACACAUGAUCAGACACCAGGUAGAAGAUAGCUUUAUAAAGUUAUUCACCCUCACUUUUGGCCUUUUUCUGCUUUUUAUCCGUCAUUUUUGUGGACAAAAUUUAAAGCAGUAUGUCCAAAACUGUUGAAAUGUUGUUUUAAUUGUUGAUUAAAAAACAGUUUUUGAUGGUAUACAUCAAAAACUAGUGCAAAAACAGCAUAUUAGAUGAUGAAACUUUGAAAGCAAAGAUGUUUUUUGUUAAAAAUAUUUGUAUUCUCAUUUUAAUUCGUUGUCAGCUUCAUGUUUCGAAAACAUUGUGGCAUGUCAACCAUUGUCACCUCUUUGUGUCACAACACUCUUGAAAUGUUUGGGAGCAGAGACCAGUUUAUAGACAUUUGAAAUCACCACCAACACCACCAUACCAUCAUAUAGCUAGCUUUUGAACUUUAAACUGAUAAAAAUAUAAAUGUAGAUAUUACUUUAGAUCAGGGUGUCCAUGAUUUCCAAAAAGAAGUCAAAUUUUAUUCAUCAGACCACAGGACAGUUUUCAAACUCACUUCAGUACUUCUCAAAGCCAUCAAGCAUUGGUCUUGUCUCAUUUUUCUCUUUACAUUGUUAAAUGCAUGAUUUAAAUGAAUUGCAAACCAUCAAAACUAAACUUUAUCAACAUUUUACACAGUGUCCCUUCUUUCCUGGAAUAAUUGUUAACCGGACAAAAUCUCAUUUCCUUGUAAACAGGAUCAAGAAAUAGAGAAAAUGAUAUAUUCCCUUUGUAAGUAGCUUAGUUUUAUUGAAAAGAUGAAACUUCUAUCAAACAAAUGAUGCUCCACGGUAAAUUUACUGUCAUAUUGAAUAUUGAAUAUUGUUGUUAUUAGUCAUAAAAUCUCCUGUGAUCGUAUUUACUUGAUCAUGCUGGUGCUUUAGGAUUGACAUCACUCCAUUUUGCUUGUUUUAGUGAAGCACACACUGUAGAUUUAUUUCGACAGGACAUUUGCUGAGAUUAGAUGCAUUUUCAUGAGUGUCUGGAUUGUGUUUCCGGAAACAGAACAACUCUGUCAAGUGCCAUUAUGCGUCCAGUAAGCGUGGAGAAUGUGACCGCUAUCCUCACCCCACUUUCACCUUUUUUUUCCAAGAUGUUUUUCUUUGAUUGUGUGACCGGUUGUGACAAGCGUAUCGAGACGUGACACGCUGCAGUUUCACGUUACUCUUCAUCACCAGCGAGCCGCUCGCUGUCACCCUCUCACUGAGUCAGGGGGCGCGUAAGGACGGAGAGAAGAAAGAAGGAGAGAGGCAGAUAGAGGGAGAGGAUAUUUACGACUCAGACAGCGGUGAGGGUGAGCUGCAUCACAAUGUCUGUUCUUUUACGGGCUGGCUCAAGAACUCUCUCAGGAGAGAGGGAAUGAGCUUGUGCAGAGCGUUUGCAGGUAAUGCUGGUCUCAAGGUUUUCAGGUGUGACAGCUCCUUUGCUGUGUCAAUAACAGAAAAGCCGAAUAUCACCCACCCGGGAGCCCUUGUAGGAAAAAUCCAUGAAAUCGGAUUCAGUGUUGGACACCAUCUUAUAGCUUAUCCAUCGGAGUUGUCAGGUUUAUUGUGAUGAAGCACUUCAAUUUAAUGUUUUUGUUUUUUUGCAGUGGUUGCUUUCUUUUAAACUUUUCCGGUAUUGUUUUGUUUUUCUUUCCCCGUAACCACCUACUCUUAUUUUCGCCAAAUGUGUCAGAUGAGACCUUCCACGUUGAUAUAUUCGUAUCUGCCAUAAUGCAUUUGCAUGUGGGUGUUUGUUGCGAUUUCACAGGAUGGAAAGCUCAGGGUCUUCGUGAUUCUGCAACUAAUCUUCACUCUCUGACAAUUUCAUAAUGUAGCGUCUUGAUAUAACGUCAAACUAAACAACAAUUUGGCAUAAAAAAAAAGGGAGUCGUCACCAAUUAAAGUCUUUCUCACUUGCUGCCGGUCUGUCAGGUUCAACUUCAACACUAAUCAGAUGUACCCACUCACAGCACUCCUCUGUCAAUCACUCCAAGCGCUCGGUAUUCAGUCUGUGGUGUCCUCUUUCUAGUGAUAUAACAAGUCAGUCACGGGUCCUUCCCCAGGGCUCUGUUACCUGUCUGACUUUUUGUUCCACUGAUUCAAUCCCCUGCCGAAAUGUGUCAGACUCUCUGGCCUCCACUCUGUUUUAAUGACUGCCCGGUGUGAUCCAGUGGAGCAGCCUCAGUCUGACACCUUCACUUGGAGUGUUAAAAACACAGAAAGUGUCAGCGCUGCCUGGACUUGACUCCCUAAAGCCUUGACUUACGAUAAAGUCAUAGGAUUGGUGUGAUUUAUGUCAUACAAUAAAGGGCGAGGACCUCUGUGUUUGGAGACUUGACUGAAGACUUGGCAUGACCGCUUUGUAACUUCAGACUUGGACAUAGUUAGAGCUCAUUUCAACAGAAAGUGGACAUAACCCACGCUAAUACUGGGGACUGGAACUCCUCUGAUUCAACACUAAUUGUGCUUGUCUUGUGCUUAACUCCUAUAACACUUAGGUCUAAAUUUAAGGCUCGACUCCCUCAAGACUUGACUGCAUGAAGACUUCAAUUAAAACUUUAGUACUUCUGACAACGCUGACUAAAGACUCAACUUUAUAAAGACUCAGGACAAUGAUUGGGGUCUGCUACAACCAUAAAAACAAUAUGAGACUUACCAAGAUGAUCUAACUCUUUUAAGUUGACCCUAAGGACUUGACGUGUCUAGAUUAGACUCGUAAGUUACACAAGAUUGAAUAGAAAAGGUUUUGAUUUGGGUUGUCCUCCCAUAAGUGCACAAAGAUUGGAUGUCAGGCUUCAAGUCAAAGCAGGUCAAAGUCAAAAGCUUUGACUUCCUUCUUGAAAACUAGCUGUAAUUUGACUUGUUAAACCUCUGAAAGACUCCAGACUUGACUUGUGACAGAAUCUAAAGAUACUUUGCUCCAAAUCUGAAGACUCUAAGUCUUGACCCAAGACUUUUUUGGAAAGAACUAAGCAGUGGAAUUAGUUACUGUAACCCAACGAUCUAACUACAAGACGAAAUCGCUUUUUCAGACAUAUUUGGGACUUGAUUUGGACUAGUCCUGGAGAUCUUUUCACAAAAUUAAGAAGGCAAGGUGAGAUUUUUUCCAGCUCUUGGGACUUGGGACUUAACCUUGGACUUUUUUUUGUCAGAGUUGUGACUUGAUUUGAUCUGUUCCCCGAGGAUUGGAGACAACUGACUUUUUCUAACAUAGUAUAGGAGACUAGGGUCGAGAUUGGAUAUGAAAUGUUUCUUAAAAGACUCAAAAGCUCAUUUGGUUGGACUCUCAAGGACUGGAGACUUCACUCUUUUUUGGUUUGGUCUUGAGAUUUGACACAGACAUAUUUCCUGACAGAUUUAGGAACAGCCUUAUCGGGCAUGAGACACAACUUUUGCUUUUUCCAUUUCGACUGGUCCUUAAAGACAUGAAACUUGAUCCAAAUCAUGUAAAACAUGUAAAACAACAAGUGCACUGACAGCUCAUGCUGGAAAACCUUUAUUCCUGGAAAGGGACUGUGUAGCAGGCUCUCUAAUAGGCAGGAGUUGGCCACUGUUUAUCUCUUUGUCUGUGUCUCACAUGUGUUCACACACCUCCAGAGAGCGCUCCGGCCAAGAUUUCUCUGAUGAAUUGCUUUAGUCAUUGGCUGUGGCUGAGAGUGUGUCAAGUAAUGAAGAGGCUGGUGAAGCUUUCAACUCCUCCUCUGCUGCCCCUGAGCACAGGUGCAUCUCUCUGAGUGGGAGCUCUUCACCGAGAGAGUUUCAAAUUCAUUCACACACUGCAAGGAGCUUUAGUUCGAUUCUUCACUGUUAAUAUAAUGUGAAGGUGAAGAUGAAAUUAAGCACUUUGAUUUAUGACAGCUAGUUCACUGAGAACAUUAGAUUUAUCUGAUGUUAGAGACACGUGAAUAUAAACUGGAGACAUUUUUCUAAUGACAUCUCUUAAUUGGAGAUUUGUCUAUAAAGCAGAUCAAAUCAUAGGUGUUUGUGAACUGGAUUUGUUAUCAGAGAGUUGUUAAAAUUGAUCGUUUGCUUUAUUAUCAUAUCAAUCUUCAAUUUCUUUCACAUUUCCAUUUACUUAGAUCUUCUCUUGCAACUACUGUAAAGAAGUGAAUAUACCUUAUUCUUAACCAGGGCUGUCAAAUUUAUAAUUUUUUCAUCACAAUUAAUCACAUUUUUUAUCUCAUGAUUAAAAUAACAUUUCGCAGUAUAAUUUUUGAAGUCCUCAUUAAGAAUAGAAAGCUCUGCUUACCAGUGUCCUGGUUUGGAAAUCAAAGUUGAAACAGACUGUACAAUCUUAACUUUUAGAUCUAUUAUUUAAAUAAACACAGUACUGCUACACCAGCGUGCUCUAAAGCCAAGACUUAGCUUCAUAGUGCUUCUUUUGUCAAACACAGCUGCUAUUUGCACAAGUGUGCAAUGACAAUAAAGACCAUACCAUACCAUUAUUUCUUUAAUUCUUUUAAAAGAUAAGACUUUUAUACAUCAGAGGUAUGCAGGGUUGAAUGCCCAAACGUGUCUAUAUAGUUUGCAUUUUCACCCUUCAGGAGUUCCACCUUGGUUGCUCUCUCCAUUUCACACAUGUCCUGUAUAUACAAAAUUAUUGCUCCCCAUAGUUGUAGAGCAUAUGACUGGUCAUAGUAUGCCAACCUGAGAACUUCCCUUAGAUUAUAGUCUUUCCAUUUUGCAACCAUAUAGCAAAUCUUUCAGCCAACUUCUUCAAUUUAGUUUCAUGCACAGGUUUCUGGUCAAUCACAUGGUAUAAAAUAUAAAUGCUCUGCCAUCUUUUGUGAUGCAUUUGCCCGCUAACAUCUUCAUGGCUAGCUGCACCUGUAUGCUUAACUCAAGCUUAAGAUACUUCAGUAAUUUUUCGAUUCAGUUUGAUUCAUGUGGGGGUUUUAAGGUGGAAUUGUCCAUCAGAAAAAGAGUUGUUUUUUAUCAUUAUGGUGGAAGCAGGAGCCCUAGCCUACAGCAUGCUGAAAGAGACAAAAUAGCUUCUUUUAUUUAAGUAUUAUCUGGUCAUAUUACCUACACAUUCUGUCACUGUGUUCAUACUGACAGCCCUCAUUAUAACACAGGUUUUGUAUUUUGAUUGGGUCCAUCCAGCUUCAUUUACAACAUUCGGUAACACUUUACAAGAACCAUAAUUUAUAAAUGGCAAAUAGAUAGUUUAAUAAUGUAAGUUAAUAGUUACUUUACCAUUAACAAGAAAUGAAAUUGUGAUUAAAAAUUUUCAUUAAUUAUUAAUGGGCUAUUUAUUAAAGCUUUAUAAAGGGUUUAAAUAUUGGUUGUAAAACAUCUAGAUUUAAAUGUGUGUCAGUAGCACUUUGUAAAUGGUUAAUUUGGUUUUUAAACCAUCUAUAAAAGUUACUGAGAUGUUUAUUGUAAAGUUGCAACUGUUGUUUGUAAUAGUUUGUAAAGGAUUAAUAAGUGGUUUAUAAACCACCUAUAAACAUUACUUAAAUGGUUAUUAUUAAGUUAGGGUUAGUUUUUUAAAAAUUUAAAUUUGAUAAUUUAUUAAUGGUCUAUAUGCUAUUUAUAGAUUAUGAUUAAACAUUAAUAAACUAUCUGCUUACCAUUUAUAAAUGGUCUAUUUACCAUUUAUAAGUUGUGGUUAUUGUAAAGUGUUACCCAACAUUCAGUAAAGAUCAUUUAAAUUGCCAGUAGUGGAUUAUGGAGCGAAUUCUGAAUCAAAAUCCUUUUCUCUACCAUCUAUCUAUGCAAAGUGUGAUCCUAAGAUCAAUGUUAUCGCCAAAACCUUUAAAGAAAAUACAUCUCCAACAAAAAAAAUGCAUCAAAAUGACGUAACUGCAAAGUGUCCAAAUCAAGUUAGGCAUGUGCAGUCUAAGUGUUUUUUUCCCCCCAUUUGCUGCAGGUAGGGUACAGUAGUGACAGGUGAUGUGUUUCCUCAGGCGCUACAGUCAGAGUGAACGGCAUGCUGGGAUCCUAAUGUACUUUUAAUGGCUGAUGUGUUGCCAUACAGCGGGCAGGACCAGAAGGGGAGCAAUAGUGCUGAUUGAUAACCCGCACAUCCUCUAACAGCCUCCAUGACACAGCACCAACAACUCAUCCUGCCAGGUUUUAACCAUCCAGGGCCACGACUGACAGCGCUCACACGUACACCUCCCCUCAGUGACUCAGCAAAAAUGGCAGCCUUCUAGGAUGGAAGGAUUAGAGAGCUCCCUGGAAACCUAUUCCUGCUUUGUUGUCUUGCCGCUUGCAUUUAAUUUAGGCCUGUUGUUGCAUCGAAUCAAUAGUGGUAAUCAUUCAGUUGUUGUGUGCAUCCUGGCUGGAUAAUGAAGUUAUCAAAGCCCAGAGCAGAGUCUCUCUUAUGCCUGACUCACUCGCUGUCUUAUUUUUACUCUCCCUCUGACGAAAAAUGGUUUCAUAACAGAACUGGUCAUAUCAGUAAUCAGUAAUCAGCUUCUCAGUAAGCCUCAGUCUUACUUGAUUGGUGCCGAGCGGUUUGUCGUUUUGCAAGGUCAAGAAUCAGAUGGCAUCAACUUCCUCAGAGGUAAAGCUGCGUUCCUGAAUUACGCCAGCUCGAGGCCUCAUCAAGUUGAAUGCCAGAACAACAUUGACUGAGCUAAGCCAAAUCAGAGGCUGUUUGCUUUCUUCCAUCAAAGGGCAAAACAGCAUCAAAGGAAAAAAAUGGACACCCUCUGUGUGGGCACGUCUCCUGAGGCGCUGUGGAAGGGCUGGGCUGAGGGAAGUUGCUUUCACACAACUUGAAAUGGAGAUAAACACUCUCAGAUUACAGAUCGAGCCUCGGCUUUGAUGCCUUGAAUUCAGCACUGAUGUAACCGGGCUUUUAUUCUGUUCAGCACAUCGACAGUGAUUCUACUUUUAAUUUGAAAUCAAUUCAGAAUUCAGAAUUUGAACAAAUACGGACCUGAGAAGGAGGAGAAAAGGUGGCUCAAGUCAGUCGUUUCAGUUACAUUCUUAACCCUCCUCCUGUGUUAGGGUCUGCACCGACCCGUUUUUGAUUUUAAAUGCUUAAAAGAACCACAUAAAUGAGCUUUUUUGCAUCAAGACUUUUUGACUUUGUCAGAAACCUCUGUUUUAACGAAAUAAAAAAUGAAAGUGACUAAAUUAUAAAAUGCUCUUAUUAAAAUGAUGGCACUUGUCGUGUUAGGGUCGCUGUUGACCCGGUUAGAUUAAUAUCUAAUAAUUAGAGAAAAACUGAAAUCAUAAGUGCUCUGUCAGGCCCCACACUGACAGUCAGAUUCUCUUCUAAUCAUGUGAGAUUUUGGAAAUUCUCAUUUUGUCAUGAUUUUCCCUGCACAAAAAACAACAUCAGGCAUGUCCAGACAUGUGAGAUCAAUUCAGUAUAGAUGUCUGUGUGAGGGAUAUACUGACAAAGAAAGGCCCAGAGGCCCACUACAAAACAUAAUAUAAGCAACAUUUUCAUGGAUAAUGAAGCCUAACAAGGAAACCUAGAGAUGAGAACCAGAUUAGAUGAUAGAGAAUUGUUUUUAGUGUAAUUUACAGCUGAUUUAAGACACGGGUCAAAACCGACCUUUAACAUGGUGGGUGUGCAGUAAAAGCUAACACAGGAGGAAGGUUAAACACUGGAAAAGCUUCAGGAAUCAGAAAACUUAUGCUAGCUACAGAUGCAAGUAAUAUUUAAAGUCAUAAACAAUUACAGAUACCUUGAACAGUUACAGUACAUAUUGCCACAGAUCACUCAUCCUGCUGUGGUGUCCCUCAGGGUUCUGUUCUGGGUCCUAUUUUGUUUUCUAUAAAUAUCCUUUCACUUAUGAACAAAAAUUUCAGAGAAUGUCUCACCACUGAUUUCAUGAUGUUAUUUAAUCAAAUGUGUCUUGUAAACCUUAUGAUACUGAAAACAUUUCUACUCUUCGCAGCUGUCUGAAUGCCACAAAGAACUGGAUGAGUGACAGCACUUUGUGAACACUGUCUUUGAAAAGUGCUUCAGAUAAACCGCACUCACUAACAGUCCACAGAAAUCUGCUAAAUUGAAUACAGGUAGAUAAAAAAGCAAAACAGGAAGACAACAGAAAGAGCAACUUCUCUUUCACUUCUUUUCAAAUGAUUGAUAUUAGCCCAUGGAUGGUGUAAGCCAAGCUGGUGUUUUUUUGCUAGUCUGAACAUUAAGACUACAAACAGCUGCUGUUUUGUUUGAUGCUGUAACAUAAACUGCUUGUGACAAUGAGGAUAAGAUAACAGUUUGACGGUGAGAGUGAAAGUAUUUCCACAGAUGUGAUUCUCGGGUGUGGAAAAUUUGACUUUUUCUACAAGUGCGAUGUGCCAGAAAAUAACACAAAGCUGGGUUUCCUUCCAGUGAAGAGAAUACAAUGCAGUGUCAUUGACCUCUACUUCAUAUUAAACUGCCAAAUAGCUGGGAGAACUCUGGUUGUUUUUGGAAGCGUACCGAGUUACAAGAUACAGCAUACCAUUUUAAUCUUAAGCAGGGUUUUGCCACUGUUCCACCAGUAAUGCAUCACAGCUUUCUUUGCUCUUGUGUCCUUUUAUAUAUUUUCCCUGAGUCUGAAUCCUCCACUGUGUCAAAUUACUUCAAAGCUGCAGCUUUCACACUUCACCUCUCUUUAUUCUGCGCCGUCUUCCUCCGACAGAAGCUGGCAGAGAGCUUUCACCGGUUCAUAACAGACAGAUAAACCAAAGCGUGAGAGCGUGGAAUCAAAACUGGUGAAGAAAAGCAUCAGUCAGAACAGUUGUGAUUAGAGGGCCGUUUAUCAGUUGACUGUGAGAGCAAAACACUGUAUUUCACACUGUCGUAGUCGACUCCCACACUUUCCUUCCCCCCUCCUCCUCCUCCUCUGCCUCCUUCUCUGUCGUUAUGGAAAAGCUCCCAGGCUGCAGCCACUGUGGGCGAGCAGCCAGCUUGCUGCCACAGCUCCUAUACAUAACCGCAGAAUCGAGGGAAGUCCAAAAUUAAAAGCAUUGUUAUCCCUGCGGCUGGUGGCCGCAGUAUGAUGGAGUGACAGGCUCAUUUCAUUGUGAUGUUGGGUGACCUUGGCUCUGGCCUCAAGUCUGCGGCCCCUCCAGACACACUAUUCAGGGCCACGGUCUGGGACCUUUGGGGACCUGGGUCUGUCACCACAAACAAAAAGCCUGCAACUACCGAGUCCAAAAGACAUGCUAUGAUAAAUAUUUAUUUCUUUGAUUCCAAGUCUCCUCCUUUUUUUUCUGUUUUCAAAAUUCAAUUUGAGCCCCAUAAAGUCCUUGUGAAUGAAUUUGAAUAUAAUGUACUGUUAGGGUUGCCAUGGUAAUGGCUGUCGUCUGUGUGCAUGUCAGUUGCCAUGCAACUUUUUCCCUCUGUUCAGUAAGGAGCGUGAUUGCCUUCUGAACCAAACUGAUUCUUAAAAUGAGAAGAAAAGCUCAUUCAGUCUGAAGUAUGUUUACAUUUGUGAAUCUAUUUGUUGUUGGUUGAAGCUAGUGUAAAAUACAGGUGUAUGUUGUGUGUAAUAAUUGGAGAUAGUUCAUUUAAAAAAAAAAAAAAUCCAGAAUUUCCAACUUUGUUUUCUAUCACCUGUUAAUUGCUGGAAAGAGAUGAGUAUUUUUCUACCUUCUUCUUCUUCUUCUUGUCUUUUGUGCUGCAGUUUUCAUCACAGCUCACUUUAUCCUAAACUAAGUGGGUGCAAAUAUCCUACACAUGAAGUUACCCUCUUUUUAAAAGAAAGCAGAACAAAGGUAACUGCAUAAACAAAUAUUAUUCACAAAGUUCCCUUCAGGCUGGUUCAGAUUGAAUAAAGAACAGAUGCUGCACUUUUGUUAGAUUACCCUUGAGUUUCACUAUGAAAGACAGAGAUCAGAGAUGAGCAUAGUUAAUCCAAAACCUCCUCUGUUAACCAAUAACACCUGAAGAAAAGACACAGACUUCAAUAACGGAAGUUAUAAUUGACGUGAAUGUUAAAACCUGUUGGAAGUCCAACAGUCCAGGUAAAUGAUAUGAUCCAAACACAUUAUACCCAUAAAAAUAAAGACUACCUGGACAUAUAAUCAUGUCAUAAAAAUACUCAAAACAACAUAAUUGUGUUAGCCAGGGUGACGAAACAUGUCAGCCCAAAGCGGACACUUGAAGAACUGCGAUAUUUCUUGUACUUCUGCAUUGACUUCAGUUUUCAACACUUGGUUUUAAAGCUUUUCAGCCAUAAAAGUAAUUGAUAUACUUUACCCUACAAUGAUGGGCUUUUUCACAUAUUUGAUAAACAGUAUUUCACUUGUUCACAGUAUAUUUUUCCUAGCAGGGCUGGGCAACAAACCAAAAAUUUACUGAUGCCGAAAUUUACGACAAUAACCAAUGUCAUUUUGCCCAUGUCAAUAUAUUCUGUGUCAAAGUGUGUGUAGGUAGCAACAAAUAGGGAAGGACAGGUGAGGAGAUGGAGGACGGUUCAAAAGUUGUAGCGGCUGGAGUGGUAGAGGUAGACAAAGUUAAUGCAGGAGGGGGUGAGCAGCUUGUGGAGUAGUUAUCGCCCAUUUAUUCUUAUCGAGGUGAACUGUUCAUGAUAUUGUGAUGAUGAUGUUCGUGAUAUUGAUUUGAGGCCAUAUCGCCCAGUUGUAUUUCUUAAUCUUGUUAUAUCAAUAACACACUGUGAUAUAUUCUGUAAUGUGUUGGUGUCGUCUAUGUAAACACAUUGAUAUCUAGACAGAAACUCUGGAUACUCAUUGCUCAGUAUCAAGGACAUGAUCUCUCACCAGCUCUCUAACAAAAAACAAGUUUUAAGCAGGAGAAGUGUAUGCAGAUAUCUACAGUGUUGUCCUUGUGUUUCGUGUUGCAGCAAUAAAACUGUCAGCAGCUCCUUAUGAAACCCCCACCCUGCCUCAGGUUUUGGCAGCACCACGACCCCGACUGUCAUCCUGUGUUAUCUUCUACCUGCACACCCCUGCAGGACGCCUGAAAAGCCUGCCUUUUGUCCCUGCGUCUUGUCCUGCUUUUGUGGCAAACCCCUCCUCUGCUCUGUGAUAAUAAGUUUAAAUGAAACACGCCCUGUGACUAUCUCCUCUCUCCCCUCCGCCCACCUUCCCCUCGCCUCACCCUUGUGCCCCACAAAUUAAAAAGCGUGUCUAUGAGCCUGCGCUGGCCUGGCAGCGCUGAUGAGGUGUAAUCACCGUGGAGAGGCUCAGCUGCUCUUUUCGCACCCUGCCAUGGAGCUCAUUAGGCCAAGAACGUGACCCUAGAAAAAUUGAAGUCCAGGGAAGGAGAAGGCUGCAGUGGUGCAGCGCCUCUAUCUAUGAUGUUGCUAAAAAUGGAUGGGAGGAGAGGUUUUGCAUCUAUUUCGUAAGACGUAAAGCUGUGAAAAAUUCAUUUUUGCCGCUGCAACAACUGUAUUCUUGCAGCCUCAUCUUUUUUGCAAUUACUUGCAUUAUAUUACCAAGCCUAGGGCGUUAUAGCCAAAGCUGUGAGUUAGGAUCAGUGAAGCAGCGAGUGUCUCUCUUUUCAUUUUCUCAUCAGUGGGAACAAGAACAAUAUUGUGUGCAUUUGCAAACGUUAAGUGCGCCUUGAUCAUCAAUUUGGUUGCCUAUUAUUAUAAAUGUAGGCUACUUCAUUGUUUUUAUUCCAUGUGAAACCAAAUUCCAGUCUAUUUAGUUUCUUGAUUUAGAGGUAAAAACUCAAGAAUUCAAUAUAAGACGGUCAGUGAUGAAAGUGUAAGUGGAAAAGAAAUCUGGGUACUUCAGGGAGAGGCUUUGUCUUAUUUUGGCGAAUAUUGGAGCUAACAAAAGGCGACAGAUUGGUUAGUGAAAGAAUAUAAAGUUCAAGUACAAGCAAGUAAGCUGUUAGCUGAAUGAAUGUUGAUCAAGCUAGCACAGUUGUUAGUUAGACAGGUGAUACUAGUUUGCUAAGUUUUGGUUGAUAGAUUUUAUAGGACCUAAAACAGGGUGUACACAAAAAUCUUCAUCAGUUUUUAACACUUAAAAUUAACAGAUGAACUUCGACAUAGGACGGACCCUAAAAGGUUGAAUGUAUGUAUCAAAUGUAGAAAGGAGGUUGGCAGUUUUAUACAUUCAAUCAUGCAUUCAUAUUCAGGACUUUUGGAUCAAAAUCAUCACAAAGCUUAAUAUGGUUUUCAGUAAGAGCAUAAAGGUGAAUUCACGAUGCCCUCUCUUAGGAAUGCCUCAUCCUCAAAUUAACGACACUCACAAUCAAAAACUGCUUAGCGUGUUAACAUAUGCUGCAUGUAAAAGUGUACCAUUGAAGUGGAUUUCACAUAAACCACCAACUGUUUCUGACUGGCAUAGGGUCAUAUUUGCUUCCUGUAGAAUAUUUGACAUAUUGGUCCAGAGGGACAACUGGACAGUUCUAUUGUGUAUGGACUCCAUUUCUUGAUUGUGUGAAGCCAAGGAUAUGCAGUAUAAUCUGAAGGACUCUUUCCAAACCAGGACAAGUUGGCUAGUGGACUGGGGAAGCUCUGUUGUCUGUAUUGCUUCUAUCAUUGUAUGUGAUAUGUUUCGUCUGCGAACAAUUUGUUAAAAAAACGUAUCUUUCAGGUGAACAUACUGAACCAAAACACUUCCUUGAGUGAUUCGUUAAACAGUUAAACAGCCGGUGAACUGGGACCAUAUGAAUUGAAUUAAACUGUUAUGAAGUUAUGAAUUGAACUGAAUCCUGAACCGUUCAGCUGUGUAUCAUUUCAGGAGGUCGGAGUCACAGGCUUCUCCUGCCAAGCGCUACAUGAUUCAGAGUUUGGUGAACGAAUCUUUUGAAUGAAUCUUUUUAGUGAGCUGAUUCUAGUGAUUCAGUACAUCUAAAAGAACUGCUGGCCCAUCACUAGUAUGCAUAAGGUUUCAACAUUCUGAUAUUCCACUUGUUUAUGCAGGACUGUGCUGUGCUGUGAUAAAGUUGAAAUUUGUGUUUGUUUUUGUUUUGGAUAUUGGGUGUUUAUGAAAAAAUAUGUAUUCACUGUUUGAUAAAAAUAUUAGAAAAAAUAUGGUAGACGAAUCUUCAAACAGAUGAAUAUAUUAAUAGACAUGUAAAGUGUUUAUAUAUGUUUGUUUUCUCCUCUUUUUCUGUCUCGAUGUGCCGUAUUUUAAAAUCACAGACCUCCCUCAUGUAAAAAGAACCUUUUAAUGACAUAGCCAUCACGUAUAAAGUUCACCUUUUUUCCAUCCCAAUAUUUUACCAUGAUUAAAAGGUUUACACAAAGGCUCUGAUAUAAACAGGAUGACUCAGACGCAGCAUUUUCUCCUCUAUCAGUCUCUAGAGCAAGGCUGCAUUUAUGAGAAAUAAAGCCUAAUGAAAGGCUCAGCACCCUGCUCCCCUAUGCUUUUGUUGUCUGUACCUCUCAUCACACACGACUCUCACAGGAACACAGGUCGCCCGAAACCAGACCCCUCAUCCUGGGGGGCGCAAAUCCAAUUUCACAUGUCAGACUCACGACGGAUUAUUCAUGCAGGUAGGGUGAAGGGUGCUGAGGUGUGUGUUUACGUCCCAUUCACCUCUUUAAAAGUGGAGGUGUCUGUUUUGGAUGUAUGAGUGUGAGUGGAGUGGGCACAUCAGUGGCCCAAGGGCAUUUUUUACAAAGGGACGCAAACACACACACACAAACAUGCACACACUGGGAGUAGGAGGAAGAUAUGUGUGUAUGUGUGUGUGGCCUUUCAUCGAGCAGAAGGCCAUCAGUUAGUCAUCCCCUUCAAGAGCACCCUUGGGUGUGUCUUGCUGACACACACUCAGUGUCUAUCCCAGAACAAGGCUUACUGGUCAAUGUUUAAUGCUCUAUAAUUGGUUUUACUGACCAGCGCAGCCUGCAGGAUGCCAAUGCUGAUUUAAAGCUUGGCAGUUGAGGCUGACCACCGUUGCGGUCCCAGAUGAUCUUUUAUUUUGAAAAUGUUGUUAGAUGUAAUUCAUAUUAUCAGCUGGGAGAGGUAACAGUUGUCUGGCAGUCAUUAUAAGGAUUAAACUGUCAAGGUUAAUCCCCACUAUCAUGUUCAAAAUCCCCUCCUUCUCCUCUAUGUCUCCCCUUCUUCAUCACACUUUAUCACUCUAAUACUUCAAUGCGAAUGUGAUCUUGUUGUCUGAAAGUUUUUCCCUCUCUCUGUAACAGAGAACCAUGAGCACUGUGGAGGAGGAGCCGGAUCACAUGAUACCAUGAAGACAAGCCUGCAGGUCCUGCGCUGCCAGCUGCUGAGUGAGUAGACUCAGGGGUGGGAAAAAGACAUCAGCGGGGUGCUCUGGGUUUGCAACCAGGGACAGGUCUGGACCUGGACACACAGACAGUAACAAAAAAUCCAUCAAAUCCUCCUCCAAUGUUGUUGUUGUUGUUGCUGAACUAUUUUUAUAUUAGAGCACUGAGAGCACAGCAACACAAAACAGUUGAUAUUGAAGGCAUUCUUGGCACUCAGCACUGAGGGUAUCGAAUUGAGAAAAAAAGCAGCAAAAUAAAAAUAAACACUACCAGUAGACACAGGUGCUGAAGUUGUAGAUUUGUCUGUGUGAGAGUUAAAAACACUUUGAACUGACAAUACAGCAGACCAAGGUUGAGUUCCUCUACAUUACAAACGACGGGCGAUUCUAUUUUAAAGCUACAGUAAGGAGUUUUCUAACAUUUUUGAAAUAGACUUUAUGAUAUCCAAAAACAAACAAGACAAUUUUAUAUUUUUAUUUUUAAUGCUUAAAACUAUUGCGAGGGGGUAGGUGUCAGCUAAUCAGCUUAAGAAACAGCCCUGUAUCCACAUAAACUAUUUUUUUUAUAUUACUACAAAACAGGCUAACACUCCUUUGCUCAGAGGGGGCGCCAGAACUGACAUAAACCAAAAGUUCUUUACUGGAGCUUUAAGUUUACAUAUUUCCUUAAACAUCAAUGUUAAGAAGUUUUUUGGGAAAUAGUGUGAUGUUAAAGCAAAGAGGCUUAUUUGCAUUCAGGCAACAAUGAUACCCCAGCGCUGGACACAGCAUAGCAUGAUAAUCCUCAGUGGUAUAUCAGUAUGAGCAGCAUGCUUUUAUUCUUUAUUGGAAAAGAGUGAAGCCAAAAUGCUGCCUUAAUGGGCACUGGCAUGUUAGGACAGAAAUGUAGUAGUAAGUGGCUGCUAAAUUUACAUAAUGCCCCUUACUCUAACCAAAACCAUAUAUUUUACUUGUGUAUAUCAACUUUCUAGCUCGACUCAUGUUCUCUAUGUCCCCAAGUGUAGCAGCUCCCAGUGUUUUGGCAUCACUCUUGGGAGAGCUGCUACCCUGUCCAUGUUUUUAAACAGUCUGUAAUAAUACCUAGAAACUUGGAGAAAUUAGCCAGCUAGUUUGGUGAAAACCAUAGACUGUAUAUAGAAUGGACGCCGUCUGCCACCUCGCUGGAUGAAGACACUCUGAGAACAGCACCCUCUGGUGACGGGCUGCAGUAUAGGUCAUAAAUCCAGCCAUCACCAGCAAACCAGGGGGAUACGCUGUUUGAGCCAAUGCACAAUGUUGGUUUCAGGAAAUUGAAAGAAAACAUGGAAUUACAGAGAGAUUUUGGGCUUCAAAUCCAUAUACUGGCGGAAGAUGGAACCAAGUUGUCCAUAGUAUAUACUGUCUAUGGUGAAAACUUGUCUCACUGGCAUGAAUUUUAAAACAUUGGAUAACAUGAAGCAAAAUCUCUACUUUAACUAAAACACUUUCCUCUUUGCUAAGACAAAACAUAACUUGUAAAUUAGCAAGUGUUACAGAUGCUAGAAGGCAGACUUUCACCUUACAAAGUGCCAGGCUAGCUUUUUAAAACCUGGUUUCAGGCUUUACACUAAAUUUACAAUCUAAUUUCUUCAGUGAUGUGAUUUGAAUUAAUCUUCUCACCCUAUCAGUAAGCAUGUAAUUGGCAUAACACCUACUGAACCAUAAAUUAUACCUUUUAUGCUCUUUCACACUCUGUGUUUGAACGUAAUAACAAUCAGAUACAGUAAAUACAGUGUUUUAUGUCUUAUGAUGUUGGUGUUGGUGUAGUUCAAGUCUGUGCUGCUUGAAAUUCAGGGGAUAAGAUCAAGGCUCUGAGAGUGGAUGUCUGAAGCUCUGGCAGGCUACCAGCGCUGAAUGUCACAUGAAUAUGGAGCAUGUGGGGGUCGGACUGGGGCCCACCAGGCUCCUGGACAGUUAGCUAAACAGGCUGAUGAAAUCUUGUAUGCACCCUGAGCUCCACCUCAGAGCAGCAGUGCCAAAAAGGCUGUCUGCUGACAAAUCUGCCUCAAUCCCUCAGAAGUGAUAAACUUGGACUGGACUGCUGUGAGGGGAGUGCUUUAAGCUGUGGCAGAGGUGGAAGGAGGUCACACUGCGGCGGUUUAAUCCAGAGAGGGUGGAGAGAGCGGACUAGCUUUUUGGGAGUUCAUAAUGACUUGAUAUUUGAGCUUUAUAUUUAUUUGCUUUGUCUGGGUUGUCUUUAAAAGCACGGCGGUUUUGAUUGCUUUGAGCUCAGCAGACGAUUCACCUGAGUCUAGAGCAAACUACCCUUUCAUCAGGGUUGCUUUUCGCCUGAAAGCUGUGCAUUUCAGAGACAUUCCUCAUUUCUCUCUCUCUCUCUGGACGAUCCUGCAGGAGACAGAUGUGCUGAAACACCCUGAGGCUGCAGCAAGAGAAGAGAUGCUGCAGAUAGAGGAGAGAUUAGAUGGAUUAUGUUGCAAGAUAACAGGUGCCUGAUGUGUGGAGUUUCUCCUUUUGCUUCCCUUCAGCCUCUUUGCUGUUUUCUGUUUUUUUCUGCCAGUACCCCCUUUUGUACUUAUGCAAGCCUGUUAUGAUGACAUAAUACUCCUGAAUCAAUGGGGGGAACUUACUCGUUUAUAGCAAAUUAGGUUUCGUCUGGCAGCUCCAUCUUCAAAGCAAAGCCUGACAAAUAAGGCAAUUUGAGCAAAUUGUGUUUGGAAGUCAGCUUCUUAAAAAUAGAUAUCUCGAACAGCCUGUUAGCGUGAAGUGUGGUGCAAAUGAUGAAACAAGGCUUGAGUAAUUGUCCCUGUCCAAUUUGCCUUGUCUUGUGUUGUUAGAUUGUUCCUCGCAACAGUUUGUCGACUUGUUAAAGCCACAAACACACAAGAUAUGAAGAAGAAACUAGUUUUGUCUGUCUGUGAUGUCUGUUGGUGGAGUUGUUUGGCUUGAAUUCUCCUCAGAUUCCAGACAACUUCUUGUUUAAUGUCUCUCCUUCCUGUUAGGUCCUUUGCCGCUGUCACAGCAGCUAAAUCAUUAUCCCAGUAAACAGCUCGAGAACCCUUUGUUGUUCCUGUUUUCCCGUUCUCCCUCCGCCUGAUCCUCCGAUAAACACGUCUCUGUUCAAAGCCGCUGUAACCUGACAAACAAUUUGCGCGGCAUUCAAACAGGAAGCCAUUAUCCUGUUACGAAAGCUUUCGCCCCUUAUCACGGGGCUCACAUCUGUAGUUCCCUCCCCGCUCUGCCUCUCCACCACCCCCCGCCCUCACAGUCCCGCUCCACCAGGAUGGUUCCAGAGGGCCACAGGAUGUGCCCUAUCUGUCUGUUUCCAACCCACGGGACACACACUCUGUACAGCAUGGCAGACGAACACACCCAGGAGCAGCCGGAGGAAUUUGUCUGUUUGUGCUACUGUGAAGAUGACACUCUAUUUAUACGCCCAGGACAUAUUAAGAUCUCAACAUCAGGAAAAACUCAGGAAAGAACUGUCAAUGUGAGGUUAGUCAUGGAAAAGUAAAAAAUAAACAACCUCGGUAUUCUUAAUCGAGAGAGAAAGUCCUCCCUGAUAGAUCAUCAUAAACAGGAAAGAAAAGGAUUUCUCUCCUUAAAGGGUAACAUGCAUGAUGAUCAGGUCGUAGUUGUACUGUUUGUACUGUAGUAGAGUCUAGGGCUGGGCGAUAUGGGAAAAAGUUUAUCACGAUAUUUUUUUUCAUAUCAGUUGAUAUCAAUAUAUCACGAUAUACAGAUUAAACUCGCCGCGUCUUAACUCACGUUACUCAUUUCCGGUCCAGUCUCAUCUGGAGACAUGCAGCUGCCUCAUUAAGAGAAGUAGCUCGAUCACGUAAUGUGUACUGUUGUUUAUUCUACCGUUACUGGCUCGGCUAACAGUGUAGCAAGGCUAAUAGCAGAUUGCUAACUCUAACUUUAGCUCGCAUUUUACAUGGUGCUUCACUGUUAACUCGGCGUGACCGAGACCAGCACAGCGGGGAACAUCGUGAAGUGGGUUGAACUGAAACUUGUUGACUUGUUGUCUACUUCACAAACUGGUUUAUUUACCGUUGAGGCGGACCACUCUGUCUGCUUCAGAUCCAUCACUCUGCUGUGCUGUGAGGUAGUUGGUGGAUCAAGAUUGUCAUGAGGUCACUGCGCCAUCUACAGGAUAAGUUGGGGAACUUUUCAAAUGGCGGAACAUUUUCAAAGUGAAACCGAAUCUUAGUCUCUGCAUUUAUUUCUGAAAAUAUUGGCGAAAAUCUGCGAGUUUUGGCCAAUAGCUGAUUAGUCUCAAAUGGGCUAAAAUUGGCUGAUUUAAUUGGCUCACUGAUAAAUCGGUCGGGCCCUAAUAUUGACCAUGUUUUAUAUUGAUAUCGAGAGAAAUUAAUUUUUGAUAUAUAUCGUAAUUGUUUUAUCCAGCCCUAGUAGAGUUGUUGUUGGUCAUGGUUGUAGUUGAAGAAGUCCAUUGAGGCCGGUAAGAGCAGUCAGCCCUCUGCUCAGGCGUGAUAAUCCCAUCUUAGCAGCAGUUAGUCAGACACUCUCCAGUCGGCCUCUUGAUAAAGGGUUCUGCCUGCCUGAAGCUGAUGGAUCUGAUCUGCUUCUGUGGCUCUAUGACGGCCCGUCACAGCUUUAAAUUAAACGCUCAGACUACCUUUAACAAAACUCCCCAUUUUAAGGCUUGUGAUGACUUUGAUUCGGGUCUGUCAGAGUUUAUCCCGAGGAGUCAGAGAUGAAUUCAUUUUGUGUUAGAUAGCAGAGCUGUGCUGUGUGUGUGUGUGUGUGUGUGUGUGUGUGUCGGCGGUAUGAUGUGAUAGAGGCUCAUUGGUAUUCUGAUAAGCACUGUUGAUAAAGCCUUCUCCUUUUGCCCCAAGGGAUCUUGGGGGAAUCCCACAGAGGUUUGUCUGCUAUUGCAGAGUGAUUUUUAUUAACAUAAACGAGGAUAAAUGUGAUCCAUGAAGGGCCGGCGGGGCUGGGAGGAGGACACCCUUAAUCAUUGGUUAUAGUUCACUGCCCCGGGGCUUCAAAAUUGGCUCUUUCUGCAUGUUUAUCUCAUUAGAUGAUGAGGUGGACAUACAGAUCUUGUACUUUUAUUGAGUUAUCAAGAACAUUCAAAUACAAGUGGAGGCACGAAGUCGUAACUAUCUCUCUCAAGGGCACAUUAACAAGGUUGUUGAUAGACACAUACUAUUUAGGAAUACAAAUAUCACUCAAACAAGUUUUAUAACUCAAAAGAAGUUCAUGGCUGUUUGAAAGCUGAAGACAAAAACAGACAAAAAGAUUAUUUAUUGAAUGAGUGUGCUUGUUGUAAUAGACACUGAGGUCAGAUUCGCUGUAUUUGAUUUGUGGUUUAUGUGAUUAUACAGUGGAAUUUAGCAUUUUUCUACCAGAUAUGGGAGAGAUCUCAUGAACACUUUGUACCUUCAUGUUAGGAAGAAAAGGUUGUGGGUGUGAGCAGUUCACUGAAAAUAGAUGGAGAAUAGAAUUUCUGUCUGCUUUAAUUUAAUUUUAGAUGUUACCAAAGAGGUCCAGCCAGAUAACUCCAAUGAUUAGUCAUCUAAAUGUGCUUAUUUUUUGAUGAAUGGUGGACUGUAAAAACACAUUUAUAAAACAAAAACAUAAAUUGUGUUAAUGGUCUAGCACAGCGAAAAUAAUAUGAUUGAAUGAAAUAUGAACCUGCUCAUUUUUUAAUCUCUGAAUUUAUUCAAAGUUUUAAAUUGUAACUAAUUGACGUGAACUGUUACAUCCUAAUCUGUGCAAAUCGAACUUUAAACUAUCUCAUUUAAAGUGUUAACUUAUAAUGCAAUGCCAGUAAGCAUCUGAAAGUGACUUAAAGCUUCUGCAGUCGUCAUUUCACAUAACUUUUCUGGAACAGGUUUGAAGAUUCUCAUUAAAGAAAUGAUAAAUAUUGCAGCUGUGGCACCGCAGACACAGCAGGUCAUCCAGUAAUUAACCAGGAGUUUGUGUUUUGAUCUCUGGCUUCUCCUGUACAUGUUUUUGCAAGAACCUUCAACUUUACUUGUGAAUGAUUGGCAUGCUGGUAUUUCCAACUCAAUUGCAAUGUUGUUAAUGGGCGGAAUAAGCAGCAUAUUUUCAAACAUUUUGUCCUUUCAGGAAUUUUUACUUAAAAGUUGAAACAUUUUUAUAUCAUGUGGAUCACGAACGCAACAAUCUGGUCCGUUUUCAUGUAUUUGUAUUCCUCAGCGUCUUUUUCCGAAGUCCUCUUAUUUGUAUAUAUUCUGCUGCCUACACAUCAAGGUUAUUCUUUACUUCCCUUUAUGCCCUCUCAGCAGGGAGAUGACAGAGCAGUUACAGUUCAGAAGUACAGCCUGACAAUCCCUAUUGAUGGAUGAUUUUGCAGCCCUUAUUUCUGGCUUCCUGUAGAGCCUCCACUUCUAAUAGUGACACUGCCAGCUGCCCACUGAUGCUGCAGCUCAACCAUCCUCACUGCGACACUUGCUUUAUGGGCAGAUUGUCGCUGAACAUUCCCGCUACAUCAUUCUCCUUUGCACGUAGCAUGAGGUGACCCCUGGAAAAAAAAAAAAAAAAGAGAGACUAAUACCCAACCCUCUACUGCAAGAACAGCCCCCCUCCAAUCUCAGGAUUUAUCAUGCAGCCAGGCAGGCUGGUGCAUACCACACACUAAGUGCCCCUGUAUGAUUGAUUAGGCUGGUGGACUCAUGAUGCAUGCGCCUGAGUGAUAUUGUUCUUCUGUAAUCGAGUCUUUGCUUUGAGGAAAAUCCAUGGCAGAAAUUUAAAGCUGAAUUUCAUCAUUGGGAAUAAAUGUUGUGUUGUUUUUUUAUUUCACCCUGUGUAACUUUAGCUUCAGCGACAGCCGCCCUGGCCUCCGUCCGCUGACAUUGAGUCUAAUAAUGAAUGAUUGGUGAGACAAAGCCUGCAUUGGAUCACUGCGCAGGAUCCUGCUUUACAACAUGAUUUAUUGAUGUCCCUGAUGGCAUCAAUGGAGGACUUGAACGAAUGUCACCGGCUGCCUAUGCAUUGAAAGGAGCCCCAAUUCAGCAGGUUUCCUGCAUAAAUUGCCCCUCCCUCCACGCAUCCUGAGCGUGGUUGAUGGAAAACAGGUUGACGCCAUUACUCAAAUAGAUGGGAGCAUAAUCUCUCAGUAAUUUCACUUGGGUGUUGUUUGUCUCCAUGAUAUUAACAUGUGCUGUUCUGGGACAAUAAUCUGAGUAAUAGAGAUAGUGAGGGCAACAGGUUGGAGUGGGAGAUAACAGUGUCAGCCCCAGUCUUUGAAGGAGUACAGGAUAAGAGAGAAAAAAAAACACAGCUGUAAGCGGACAUCAGAUUUUCGCUUUCCUUCUCCUUUACGUCAUAACUUCUCAAACUGGACUGACCCUGUCUGUGAGUGGUUUUAGUGUGUUUUAGAAAAUGUCAGGUCAAAAACUGCCAACAGGCUCAAUCGUGGCAAAUAACGCAGAGUAGGCAAGUGUUGUUGAGCGAGACAAAAAAGCAGCCUAUAUCCUCCUCCUGUUAGAGGGAUAAAGGUGACAAAAGCACAUUUCCUUUCAAUUUCUGUUUCUGAGCCUUUUUCUAAUGUCUCUAAUCCCACCUUUUCCUUUUGACUGUGUUUUAUCACUAAUGAAACACCCUCACAUCUUCAGACCUUAUUCCCACUAAACCUCUGACCUCCCCCUCACAUUUCCCCACCCUAUUCAACUUUGCUAUUCUUCUCCUUUUCCACCCGCUAUCCUCGCGUUCUUCCUGGUGCUUCAACUCUAUAAUGGAUGUUCAUAAAGCUCAAUUCACUUCUCGGGCCUUUUCAAUCAUUUUUCCAGUUAAUUCACUCACUGUACCCGCUUCUUCGCCGCAUGUCUUAUUGGAGGCCGGGCCGGGCUCUCUGUCUGCGUUCACCGUGCUUAUGCUCUCACUCUAUCAACCUGACGCCCAACCGAUGUGACAAAUUACAUCCAUUUGCCUCAGAGAGCAGCAAAGCACACAUGCUCAUGCACACGUAACUCCUGCACACAUAGAGGUUCAGCAUUUACACAUGCCGUGUACCGGAAAGGUCGAAAUAUACAGAUCAGGAAACACACGGCAACGAUGUCAGGACAGCUCAGUAAGCUGGUUUAAAUGGAAAAAAGGUCUUGAUAUGUUUCAGUGUCAUUUUUACCUCCGCCAAGGAGGUUAUGUUUUCGGUAGCAUUGGUUUGUUUGUCUGUUAGCAACUUUAUGGAGAAAGUAACAGACGGAUUGACCUGAAUUUUUCACCAGAGGUGCGUCUCAGCCCCAAGAGGAUCCCAUUACAUUUUGGUGGUGAUCCGGACAAAAUUCUGUAUACUGUGAUCCAGAACACACAAAAAUAAGGGUGUCGUUGGAAUUUUCAAUGCUGAAAGAUAACCAAUGGGCGGCACAGUGGUGUAGUGGUUAGCACUGUUGCCUCACAACCAGAAGGUCCUGGGUUCGAAUCUCAGUUCAAGGGGGGGCAUGAGCUGCUUGGCGGAGGUCUGCGCUCUCUGAGUGCUUUUCUAGUUAUUUGAUUAGGCACAUAUUUAAACCAAAACACUCAGUGAAAUUUGAGGCAGAUGAGAUUUUACCCUCCAACUGUCACUGAUUGUGCAAUUCUGUUAAGUGUCAAAGCUGACUGUAAUGCAGAUUCACUCAAAAUGGCAGUGUAUUAUAUCCAUAAAAUUCCAUAUAUGUGCUGCCAUACUGUUAAUUUAGAUGCUUUAUUAUUACUUUUUUCUGAAUGUUCCUAAAUGGGGAUUGUAAACAGUUACCUCUUAGCAUUAUCUUUAUUUUCUAAUGAAGGUCAGCUGGUGUGCAGUAUUUAGAGUAUACACAGAGAGCUGAGGCAUUUCCACAUUUUUUGGUGUAUUUGCUCUCUGAAAAACUAUGAAUGGAAGAUUAUGAUGAAUUUUUAACCCCAACAUAUCAUUUGUCAGCCUCUCAUUUUAACAAAUCACUGAAUGAAUCUCUAACAUCUGUAUUCUGUAACUUGUGUACAGUAAAAUCAUCUUCCCUAAACUACCAAACUGUUUUUUUCCAUCUUUUAUAAGCAACCUGGAUCCGUAUUACCUGACUGUUUAAUAAUGACAUGAUGUUAUUCUUACUGGAGUCAAAUGAGGAGGCUGUGACUCAGAACUCAACAGCGUCAGAUACCAAAAUCAAAAGGCCAGUGUUUUCUUUACUUUCUAUUUUGCACUAAUGAAUAUCACGGCAGUCAGAAGUAUGAGUGGGAUCUUACUUAAAAGGCAGAUUCUCCCCUUUAACAUUUUAGAUGCAGCCUUCAUUAAAAAAUUAUUUGACUCCACUACAAAGUCCUGAAUGAAUAUUAAUCUCUGUGUUGGCCUCAGAUCAGGGUGAAACUGUACAUUUGUGAUCACUCUGUCAAAUCUGAAGACUGUGUGCUGUACUUUUCAUACAGAUGGUAUAACUUUACAUCUGAAGGGAAUCGAGGUGUUAUUAUGUUUUAUUCUGUUAGAGCUUUUUAGGUUGUGACAGUCAGGUUUGGGCGCUGAUUGAAGGUCUGGGACCGUAGUUACGUGUACAUCCUUGCUCUUGCAUUAAAGAACAAAGUCAUUGUUUUUACUCUUAUCUGUCAAUCCAGAAAGUUAGUUCUUUAUUUUUAUAACAAUGAUUUUGAUGUAAAACGCUUUUAUUCGUAACUCAGAUUUGCACCUGUUUCCGUUUUUAAUUAUUCAGGUUAUUUGGUGAGGAUAACUUGCCGAGUGAGUCUUUCAAUUGAAUUUUCCCUAAUGGGAUCAACAUUCACAUUACCAACAAUCAACAAUAGCCUGACCGCUCAAAGCUUUGAUAGGUUGGGGUUUGUCUGUGUUCCAUUAUCCUGCCAAGAGGAUCAUCUUUGGAAAGACGAGCAGUCAUAAAUCAAAGAUGGCCGUGUGUGUUAUCUCCUCAGAUACGGGUCUUGAGUGGGCUCCAUGGAUUAGAGACGUGACAGGCUUGGUUAAUGGGAGACAGGGCUUGGACCUCUCUUCUGGUCGUCUGUGUGAUUGAGUAUGGAGGGAAAUGAUUAAUGAUUCAGUGGCUGAGUUUAAAUAGUCACUGCUUUGGGUUCUGUUCUGCUGUAUUUUUAAAUCCUAGGGUGGACAAAAUGGAAAGAGACGGGGGAAAAAAUCUGAGAUUACUCAUUGACUGUUGCGUGGGUUGAUGUUUUUUUUUUAAUUCAUUACUUUGGGCCCUUCCACCCCAUUGUCCACAUAUUUAUUGGAUUUUUUCACUCAGGUUUUAUCUUAUAUUUUCCUCAUACCCUUAGUUUUGGUUGUGUAAUAGCUCCAUUGUGUAUAUACGGACCCAUAUGAAUAAAAAUAAUACACAAACUAUGUUGUUUACGGGUUUAUACGAUUCUAUAUUUACUUCAAGGUUAUUCAUUGUUGUUUGUUUUUAAUGUUUAUCAUUAUUGCAACUAGCAUGAAAGCAGCUUUAUAUAUGCAGCUCUGAAGCCGAAGAAAAAUCCACCCAUGGUUACAGUGAAGCGUGCCUUAUUAAUUAAAAUCUAGCGUAUUGUAUCAUAUCAUGUUGUGUUUUAUCAUAUUGUAACAUGCUAUAUUGCUUUAUGCUAUAUUGUGAUACAAUAUGUCACAUUGCAAUGCAUUGUAUCAUAUUGUAUUGCAUUGUGUGGUUUUCAAUCGGAUUAUUUGUCAUAUCAUAUACAUUGUAUACAAUCAUAUCCUAUCAUAUAGUUGUACUUUAGUGUUGUAUUGCUUCAUACAAUACUCUGGCAAUUAUAUCUCUCAUAUCAUCAUAUUGUGGUGUAUCAAAUUGUCAUAUCCUAGUGUGUCCUGUUGUUUUGUACUGGUACUAAAUUAUGCUAAAUUAAUUUUACCAUAUCUUAUUAUAUAUAUUGUUUCUUAAUGUUUCAUGUUUAAUGGACUGUAUCAUAUUGUAUUAUAUCCUAACCACAACUCUGAUCAUACACAUUGUAAUGUAAUUUUUCUAUCUUUUACAUGCACCACUACAGCCUUUAACAAUCAGAAGUAUAAUCAGAACUAAACAUGUUUGACCCCACGGCUAAAAAUUGAUCCACUGAAUGAAUUGUUUCUUCCCAGCUAUUACUGCUACAUAUAACCGAAGCAUUUCAAGGAAUCCCAUGGCCAAUAACGUGCACAAUUACCUUAUUUAGAUCUGAGUGAUUUUAGCUUAGCAUGUUCUGUACUCAGCUGAACACAGAGAACUAUCCCGAUGGGAGCUCCACUAAUGUAUCGCAUUAGCUGUGCUUAACAUUGUCAAUACAGGAUGGAGGUUGGGGGGGAAGCAAAGGGGAAAUUAAUAACCCUCUGCACGUUCCUUCCUCUAUCAGUGUCUUUCUGUCUCCAUAACAUAAUAGGACUGAUAUUCCCUACAGGCAACUGCUAAUAACUUGUCACUACACAGCCUCCUUAUGGGACUGAUCUCCAGAAAGUGAAUCUGUCAGGCUUUCUGAUGUGGUUAAAGCAUGUUAAAUGGGCUAUUUUGAUCGCUACACUUGUAAUAAUAACCUUACAAGUCGAAGUGACUGAUGAUUUCACAGUGUGCGCAUACAUUUUAAUUUUAAAAUCCAUUAUGAAAUCAUAAUUUUGAUUCAUGUUGUUUUGACAGCUGUUGAAAACUGUUAUUACUGUGAGGCUGAUUUAAAAUACAGGAAUUUAUCAAAAUCAUAAAAUGCUGUUCGAAAAAAAUAUACAGUUGUAUGUCUAAUCCUAUUUUAAUUUCAUAAACAAUAGGAGAUAUGUCAAUCUUAUUCAGCAUCACCUGCAUGUUAUUUUACUAUUAUUAAGAUACCAUGCAGCUGUGUUUGAACUUGCAUCCCGUACAAUUGCGCUUGCAUCAGUGCUGUUUGCCACCUUACAUAUGCACAGGCACACACGGAGGAACUCAGCGAGUGAAUAAUGCGGUUGAUAAAACACUCAACAACUUGGUGAGUGACAAACACAGCAGUUCAGUAGAUUAAAGGCUGAAGAGCAUAAUGAAUACUCGACAAGGCUGCUUGUCAGAAUCAGCUGCAGGGUAUGCACUCUCUUCGAGCAAUGAGUAGCAGGAUCCCUGAAAGAAAUGAUGUAAAGGCAGACUGACAAGCUGAAAAUGGGAUAUAAAAGGAUGAGAAAGGAUUUUCUGUGUCAUUAUGAGCUAAUCAUCAGAUUUCUGUCUCUUUCUCCGCAGGUGUUCUAGCAUUCCUAGCACUGCCGGUAGGACUGGUGUCAUCAGCACAGGAACUGUUUCUCAUCCAGACAUCCCAGGACUCCGUCUCCAUGGCAGCCUCCCAUAGCAGCCCCCUGUCUGCUCCAAAACCUGCCCCUUUGGACUGGCAUCAGGAGGGCUCCAGUAGUGGGGAAUGGACAUCCAAACGAGGCACUCAACCAUCAAGCAUCACUGCCUCCAAACUCCAACCUUUGGUCUUGAUUCACACAACACAAAGUUCAAGCACGGCUCAUACCGACCCUUCCCCUAGUGAAUCGGAUACAGUCACCCCAAACACUGUGAGCACUGAGAAUCAUGUGGCUCAGCCCCUGGAGAAUGGAUAUAUCACAAGCAGGGGUAAAAUGCACAAAUUGGUUGGUGUACUUCAAGUCCAAAAGCCGGAUACUGUCAGCACUAACCAGGCCAGCAGCGGUAGCCUUGAAUUCCCCGGCACAGAAGUCCCAAAUCUAGAUGUGGAAGCUACUGCUCUGGGGGCUCAUGACCCCCUGCCCCUAAUGUCCAGCUCUGGAUCAGACAGAGGAGACACACUUAAUGUAGACCCCCAGAAGCUGAGCAUGGAGGAGCCUACCAAACUAGAUCAUCGUUAUGUUCAAGAUCUAAAGCGGUCCUCUUUGAUCACUCCUCCCUCUCCAUUAAUGGACGAUGGGCCCAAACUACACCCAAAACUCAGGGAGCACACCGGGGGCGCUGCACACCAUGCCAUCACCCUGAGGGAGGUUCAUGCCGAACAGGAACCUCCUACAGAUGAGCUGGUGGUAGAGCCCCAAGGGGGGACAAAAGCUCCAAUUGAGAGCCCACCGGAGAAUCUAACUUCUACUGUGCCCUCUUCAGUGCAGGAUUCCAGUGUCAAGAACCCAACAGUCACCCCAAACAACCAAACGUCACCCAACGAGACCACCACCACCACCACCACCACAGAGGAGGGUCAGGUUGGUCUAGGUAACGGCACAGACAUUGUUCCUCUGGGACGCUCGUUGGGGAAUGUAACCGCUCAAGGAGGGCUGCUCUCCAAUCAUAGUUCAGUCGAGGAGGGACGCUCCCAGCAGAACAGCUCAGAGUCCUCAUCCACAGCAAAUGGGAACUUUUUGAACAGGCAGGUUCCCGCCACAACACAGGACCCCUGGAUGCCUGCCAACAGCUCGGGCCCCACUGUGGACUCCCCGCCGUCCCACCUAACCUGCCUGAGCCGAAUGGACUUUGUGUGGAUUGUGCUGGCCAUCAGCGUGCCUGUGUCCUCCUGUUGUAAGUAUACGCUUACAAAAUAGAUAAAUGACUUUUACUUUUACUGAGGAACCAUAAACAAACCUCAACCAAAACACCACUCUAUAGCCACAAAUAAUGCUCAGAACAGCACCUAACUUCAUCAACAGUACAUAUAGGGUCCUAGCCAUAGUACUAGCCACCAAACAUCUUUUUAACUUUGCCUGAUUUCUUUAGCAAAGUGACUAAACACAACUCACCUACUCUCUUCCAGCAGCCGCUUGUUUGUAGCGAGACCUCAGGCCAGUCCAUUACGGACUGCAGCGGGGUUACGCAGCUUAAGGAAGAACAUUUAUGAUCAUUACUUUAUCAUUUCCUUGAAGUAAUAAUAACCAUAUUAAUCAUUUUGCAUGGCAGACACAGUUGUUCUUCUGCCUUAGCAUCUCGGUCUGAUUGCAUUUCCAUGAAGAAGUGAUCAUAAAUGUUCUUCCUUGAGCUGCUAGAAGAGAGUAGAUGAGUUGUGUUUAGUCUCUUUGCUUAAGAAAUUAGGCAAAGUUAAAAAGAUGUUUGGUGGCUAGUGCUGUGGCUAGGACCCUAUAUGUACUGCUGAUGAAAUUAGGUGCUGUUCUGAGCAUUAUUUGUGGCUAUAGAGUGGCGUUUUGGUUGAGGUUUGUUUAUGGCUCUUCAGACCGCUGUGUUUUACUAUCCUGCGGUCAUUACUAAAGUUGGUAUAACUAGAGACGCAAGCAGUUCACAACAUUCAUCUCUUGACGUGGUGUCUAACUCAGUGUUACGGUGUGUUUGACACUAAAUUAAUUUUACACCGGAAUAUCCCUUUAACUUACAGAUGGUUUCUUUUAUCGACCAGUUGAGAAGCUCCUUAGGCACAGCCUUUUGUUGUGUUUUGCUCUGCUGGAGAUGGAGAAAUAAAGAUUUCUCCCUCUUUAAAAAUUAAUAACUCUCUUGUAUUAUUCUUGAAAGUUUUAUUCUUCUUUAGAGAGCUCAAAGUUACCACAAAAAGUGAUUUUCUUUCAAACUAAUUUUCCUUCAACAGUGGCAUGUUGUCUUAAAACAUGACAGCAUCCACAUGAGCAGCUGGUGUGGGCGCUUUCAAAGGUGUUACCUAAAACAGCAGCUCCCUCAGCCUCUGUGCUAACCCUCAAUCUUUCUUCCCCAUCUCUAGCUGUGCUGUUGACCGUGUGCUGCAUGAGGAGGAAGAAGAAGUCGUCUAAUCAAGAGAACAACCUCAGUUACUGGAACAACGCCAUCACCAUGGACUACUUUAGCAGGCACGCCGUCGAGCUGCCCAGAGAGAUACACACUCUGGAGAGCGAGGUACAAACGACUGACACACUGACUCUGCUAGCGCGCAGCUCUGCACACAAAGGCGGGGGAGACGUUUCACUGUCAGUCAGCAGAACAGGUUUAAUGAGUGAGGGAACUAGAGCAAGAUCCACAUCCAAUCUUCGCUGUUAGGGAGUCUUGACACCUGCUGAAGUGCACCUGCACCUGACAUUACAGUGUGAGAAUGGCAAUGUUUGGAUAAAAGCGGCCGAGAUACCAGAUCUUCUUCUUCUAGAUAGAGAUUACAAAAUCUAGCAAGAGAACGUGGUUUCUGACUGAUAUCUGACUCAUCAUGACCACAUUAUUAAAAAAAAUCUUUCCUACAGUGCUGCGAUUAAUGCUGCAUAGAUAAGAACAGAUCCCAGCAAUCAUAUUUCAGCCCAUUGCACACAAUGCUUCAGUAUAAUUAUUGGUCUGUCUGUGUUUUCUAUUGUUGAUAACUCUGUUCCCCCCCAAAAUGUUCCAUUGCUCAGGCUGUAAUUUAUCCUCCUACGGAUGCUUUUCUAUUCAUGUUUGCUGACAAAUGAUACUAAUUGCCCGUUUCAUUUUUUUUUUACUGAACAUGCUGCUUUAGAGAUUAAUUCUUGUCCAUGAUUUUCUGUUUCUCUCCUGCCAAAUCUUGAAUAAUGAUUAUUCUGUUACAAUGACAAAAAACUUGGAUUAGAAGCAUCAGUAUAUGCAAAAUCCUGCUCUUUAAUGCGUUACGGCACCAUCUAGUGGAUAUGGUAUCACACAGCAGUAAUGUCUAGUAUUAAGUCUGUGCCGUCUACUCUGUUUUGCCCGUACAUGAAUGUGAUUGAUCAUUACUUUUCAUAUCUGCUUUCUUUCUCUUCUCUUCUGCCAUCAUUUCACUUGACAUCUUCUUCCUUUUAAUUGUUCUUUUAAUUUCGCGCUCCUCUGCUGCCUGUUGGGGGCGUCAGGAGAGGGAAGCUGAGGUUGGAACAUGUGUGGGAUGCCCCUGGUGACACCCAGGUGUUGUUUUCCCCCCUGAUUUACCUGUAUCUGUAGUGAAGCAGCCCCUAUAGCUUCCCCCUGGUGCUUUAGCUAAAUGACAGUGCUCUGGGAGAAAAUGAUCAUGAAUUACAGCUGUAGUGUGAUUUGGAUCCUGCCGAUAAAAUUGGCCUGAUUCCUGCUGUAAAGGAGAUCAUUUUGUUUCUCACACCUCCCUCCUCCUCCUCCUCCUCCUCCUCCGGCACUGCCUUAUUACUGCUGACUCACCAUCAGCAACCAUUUCCACAUCACCCCCCUCUCUUUCCCCCCUUACAUUAAGUCCCUCUGUUGUUUCUUCUGAGUCAUCCCUCCCUUUAUUUCUCUCUCUGCUCAUGAGGCUUUUACAUCUUCCCCUCUGCCUCUCUUUGUAUCUCGGCUCAUCUAGCUCUGUCAGAUAUCUUUGUUCAGCAUCUCCUUAAAAGCCCCAGGGUUCCUGCAUUGAAACCCAUAUUUUAUUCUGUUCUUAGACUCUCUGACUCCGCUCACUGCCUGUAGAGUGACUUAGAUACAGUAGACUGCAGCGUGCGCACUAAUGGGGAGCCCUAGAGCACCAAUCAUGAAUCACAGCCGUUUUUUAACACUUCUGCACGUCCUAAAUCUUUUCAUAUGUGCGUUUGCAGGAGCAGGACACCUGUCUCCCGCCUAAUGGAGACUACAGCGGCAGCAGCAUGGUCCUGGUUAACCCUUUCUGCCAGGAGACCCUCUUCAUCAACAGAGACAAAGCUUCUGCCAUCUAGAGACUGAAAAAAAAAGAGAGAGACUGUCGGACUCCCCCCUCUUCUACACCCCCUGCUGUUGUUGUCUAUUUUAUAUAUGUGGUAAAUAUUCAGAGACUCUGACUUUAUACUGUAUAUGACUGAAAAAAAAAACAAGAGCAACCAGAAGAAGAGCGAUGUAAACAGACAAUAUUUACUAUGAGAAUGCACCCGCAUAUUUUUCUGAUGUACAUUUUCUACAAAAAGGCUUAAUUGUGAUAAAAGGUUUUUAUUGUCUUUAUAAAAUACAGAGUAUAUGUGGUUUUGUUUCAUUACAGUGGCUUGAUGGGUGUCGCCACAUGAAAUCUGCUUUAGAGAGAGAAACAUGCUAUGAGAACAUUAAAGCUCUACUUUCUUCAGUUCUUUUCCUUUAAAAUUGAUCCCAAAAUACUUACAGCCUGAUGAACUUGAAUAUAGCACCUAUGAACUAAGGGGGAAACAGCGAUUUGCUGCAAAAGUAUAUUCACAAUGUUCAAUCUGGGCAUGUAUUUAUCAAACUUAAAUUAGUUUUGUGCAGGUAACCAAACAGACUCCGAUUGGUACUGGUGGCUCUUCAUGCAUGAGCGUAUUUAUGAACAAGAUAGAGGAUUUCUCUUCAGCUGUUUUUAAUGUCUGUUACAGCUGCCAUUAGGUGUUACAGCAUGCAGCACAAAAACACCACAGUUGAUGUUCUCUACAACUCAGAUCCAAAUUCAGGGUUAGUUCAACAGAUCAUUAUUGAAAGCGAGAAAGAAGACGUUUUUUUAAUCUUUAAAAAGAAAUCAAGGUCAGCAAAGAGAUGCCAAACACUCUUUUGUUUACAGGGGGCGCCAAGACCAACACAAUUUUUAAGUUCUUGAAAGCGUUGCAUAAAUUUAAAGGGUGAAAUCUCUAGAAUUUUCCUGGCCUUGCCACCAGUUACAAAUAUAAAUGUGAAAGUAACAACAUAAAAAUGAAUUUGAAUUACAUUAUUAUUUAUGAAACAAUAAUGUUAGUGUUAGCCCCAGGAUAUCUGAAAAAUUCCAGACCUAAUAUAUAAUUUAAAGCUCCUGUGAAGAGCUUUUUUUUACAUUUAUGAAACAAACAGAAAUUUACAUUAAUGCUUUUUCAUGGUACACAAAGGUGAACAAGACCAUCUGUGGCAAAAUCAAUGAUUUUGAUAUUGCAGUGUUUGAGGCCCAAGGGGGGUAGGGGUCAGCUGAGCACCUGAAGUAAAAGCCCUUUCUUUGGGUUGGGGGUACAAAAACUUGAACACAUAAUAUCUUUAAAUUAUCAAUGAAAAGUUGGAAGAAAUAAUUAACAAAAAAUGAAAUUAGAUAGAAAGUUAGCAGAGAAAUGCGACUGAAUUUCACACAGCAGUUUGAUAAACACAGGCCCAGAUUUAAUGGUUAAUGUGAGCAGCAUAUUUUGUGACAUAUGGUCUACAUCCUGCAGUUUUGACUGAACUAAAAAAGCUUUCCCCCUUAUGUGUCACCAGCUUCUCUUCAGAGGGACCACAUAGAUGUCUUAAGUCCUUAUGUUGGCCCUUAAUAUAUCAGAGUCUGUAUGUUUGUGUGUGUGAAUGCCCUGUUUGUGCAGUAAAGUGUGGAUGUGUGUGUUCCUUUAACCAAAUAUCACUGUUACUUUAAAUCAAAUGAGACUGUGUAUCACUUUCAGAUCUGUUUUUCUGUCUGUUUAUGUGCGUGCCUCUGUGUGUAUGUGUGUGUGUGAGUGUCUUGUGUGUCUCGUGGCGAGGAAAAUACUUUCUCAGAGCUGUAGGAAACAAAUAGACCAACCUUGCUACUGUAAAUGUCUCCCUCCAUAAAUACUGUGUUUGUUGAAACAUUGAAUGAUUGUGAGUUAUUCAAUGGACAACAAAAUACAUGUUAAAGGCUGUCAAAAAACCUGAAAUACAUACUGUAUGCUGAAUAUUUACUGUGAGCACACGCAGAGGCAGUUUAAUCAAAAGAGCGUGGUUGAAUAUUUCAAUUAUUGAAUCUGUGGUCCUUCUUUCAUCAGUUUUACGUUGCAUUGCUGCAGUUUUAUUCAAUAAUCGAUGCUGCCUGCCUCUGUCGUCGCUGGAGAUGUUCUGCAUUGUGAGAUGUUGUUCUGAAGCCGUUGACUGAAGCGGUAAUGUUGGGUAAAACGGUUAAACAUAUUGAUAUUUCCUGCAUUGGAUGCUCUCAGCUGGGCUUCUUGUUUUGCACGCUCAAAGUGGAUAUUUUACAAAACGUUCAGUGGCACGGUGGAGCAGUGUUCAACAUUAUGUAUUUUUUUGUACUGUAGUAUACACUGUACUUUUUACUGCUGAGCAAUAAAACAAAGAAAAAACACUUCAA